CCCGACUGGACGAGGAGUUCGUCCUUUUUUUUCCACGAACUUGAUCACCGACAGGUGGUUUUGUAUUUAUUUAUUUAUUUAUUUUAUUUUUUAUUUUUUUUUUUUAUUUCGUAUUGUGGACCGACCAGUGAAACUAGCCAACAUUGGACUACGGAUACACGGAAGGAUCGUGCCUGAAGGAGGCUGCUGUCAGCCAUGGGGACGGUCAAGAUGAAACAUCUUUGGCCGUUGGUGGUGUGGAUACUUCUGUUCCUGUGUCCAGCCGAAUCUCUGAGAGGACUCGGCCAUGGACUAAGGAGAGAAGUGUUCUUUCUGAACCUCGAAGACGGCUAUUUCGGCUGUCAAGUAAACGAAUCGACGGACAUCCUACAACUCCUCGAAUUAUCCAAACUCUGCGACAAUAACGUCGAUUGUUAUCAAGGAACGGACGAGCAACGCGAUAGAUUAAAAUGCACAGACGAUUGUACCAAGGAGGACGGGACCAGGUGUCUGAACGGCGUCUGCUUGGAUUCCGUGUGCCAUUGCAACGAUGGUUUCGGUGGUUGCAAUUGUCAGGUUCCAGACGAGAACGAGUGCAAAUACCGACCCUGUGAUAUAUUCGCUCACUGCACGAAUACUCUUGGUAGCUUCCAAUGUUCCUGUUUCCCUGGCUAUCAAGGCGAUGGUUUCCAUUGCGAAGACAUCAACGAGUGUGAUAAUCCGGUAUUUGCUGCGAGAUGCGUCGAGAACGCCGAGUGUUGCAAUCUUCCGUCGCACUUCCUAUGCAAAUGCAAAUCUGGCUACAUCGGUGACGGCGAGGUGCAUUGCGAGGAUGUGAACGAGUGCGCGAUACCUGGAGCCUGUGCCGAUAAUACUAUUUGCAAUAAUAUACCGGGAAACUAUACUUGCGCUUGUCAACCUGGGUACACGGGAGACCCGUACGAAACUUGUAUCGAUAUCAACGAAUGCAAUUACGCGGGUGCUUGCGGAAGGGGUGCAUUGUGCGUGAAUCUUCCGGGAACCCACAAAUGCGAGUGUCCCGAGGGUCAUAACGGCGAUCCUGAAGAAGAAUGUGUGGACAUCGACGAGUGCCUGCGCAGUCCUUGUGGUCGUUCAGCUCAGUGCACAAAUGUACAUGGCAGUUUCCGCUGCUCUUGCCCGGAAGGAAUGAACGGCGAUCCUUGGGUAGGCUGUCACGAUGUAAACGAGUGUGAGGAGAGUACACCGUGUGGAACGGAUGCUGAAUGCGUGAACACGGAGGGUAGUUUCGAGUGCAGAUGCCAAGCAGGCUAUCAAAUGGAUCCAACACACGGUUGCAUCGAUGUGAACGAAUGCAGCCGGCCGGAUGCAUGCGCGGAGAACGCAAGAUGCAUCAACGUGCCGGGAUCGUAUAAGUGCAUCUGUCCCCAGGGCUUCAGUGGUCGAGGACUAACAUUAUGCGAAAACGUGAACGAAUGCGAGAGAAAUCCUUGCGGUGAAAAUGCUGAAUGCACAGACACGAUCGGCAGCUUCGUAUGCAGUUGCAAGGCGGACUACACUGGAGAUCCGUUUAAGGGAUGCAGCGACAUCGAUGAAUGUACAGCGUUGGAUAAUCCUUGCGGAAGAUACGCGAUUUGUAAAAACUCGGAUCCUGGUUACAAUUGUGUCUGUCCACCGGGAUACAGUGCCAAUCCCAAUCCGACAGUCGCUUGUGAACAGACCGACGUGACAACGCUUUGCAAAUCGAAUUUCGAUUGCGUGAACAACGCCGAAUGCAUCGAAGGACAAUGUUUCUGCAAGGAUGGUUUCAAAGCUGUUGGAGCUGAAUGCGUCGACAUUGAUGAGUGUCUUUCGAACCCCUGUGGGCCUGCAUCGAUCUGCAGCAACACCAGGGGAAGUUAUCACUGCGAAUGUGAAUCUGGCUUCGUUGGAACUCCUCCACACAUACCCUGCAAAGCACCGUGUGACGAAGUAACUUGUGGGGAUCAUGCGUAUUGUAAAGCAGAUGGCCACGAAGCUUACUGUAUUUGCGAGGAUGGUUGGACCUUCAAUCCGAACGAUAUCGCAGCUGGCUGUGUUGAUAUAAACGAAUGUGACGCGAUAAAUGGUCCUUCGGGACGUUGCGGUAAAAAUGCAAUUUGUACCAAUACUCUGGGUGGAUUUAGUUGCCAGUGCAAAUCUGGAUUUUCUGGGAACGCUUUUAAACAAUGCCUGGAUGUAGACGAAUGUAGUAGAUCAGAUGUCUGCGGUCACGGCGCUACAUGCACCAACACCGAGGGUUCUUACUCUUGUACCUGUCCAGAAGGAACUAUUCCGGAUCCUGAUCCUUACAUCAAGUGUGUCGGUAUAGUUACUUGCGAAAUGGAUGGUGACUGCCCUGGAAACGCGAUUUGCGAUCCACAGAAACGUUGUCUGUGUCCUGAGCCCAACGUUGGAAACGACUGCAGACAUCCAUGCGAAGACUUAUCUUGCGGACCAAACGCCCACUGUAUGCUGUCAAACGACGUGGCAACGUGUCUCUGUCGCAGUGGUUAUACAGGAAAGCCAGGCGUGAAGGGUGGUUGCAGAGACAUUGACGAAUGCGCCAUUAAUCCGUGUCCUCAAGGAGCGAUCUGCAAUAACGAGCCGGGAUCCUUCUCCUGUCAGUGUCCUAGUGGUACCACAGGUGAUCCUUAUAGCGGUGGUUGUCAAGAAUCAAAGGCUCCUCACGUGUGUGGACCAAGUACUCCGUGUCCCGCCGGAGAACAGUGCAUUAAAGAUGAAUUCGUGGGUAGCAGCGUUUGUAUUUGCCAGAGAGGAUAUACUAGAGAUCACGAGACUGGUAAAUGUAGAGACAUCAAUGAGUGUAUGGAACUCAGAGACAAACCUGCUUGCGGUGUAAACGCUAUUUGUAAGAAUUUACCCGGCAGCUACGAGUGCCAAUGUCCACCUGGGUUUAAUGGGAAUCCUUUCUCCCUUUGUGAAGAAUGCAACAGCAUCGAGUGUCAAUGCCAACCUCCAUAUAAAAUCGUCAAUGGAAAAUGUAUGCUGGCCGGGUGUUCCAAGGGAGAGAAAUGUCCCAGUGGUGCAGAAUGUAUUACCAUUGCUGGAGGAGUCAGUUACUGUGCUUGUCCCAAGGGAUACACUACUAAGGCUGACGGUUCUUGCGAAGAUAUAAACGAGUGUAUCGUUGGACAUCAAGUAUGUGGCUACGGAGCCGAAUGCAUAAAUCUCCCAGGAUCUCAUCAAUGCGUCUGCCCACACGGUUAUGGCGGAGAUCCAUAUAACGGUCUGUGUUCUCCAGCUCAGAAAAGAUGUACUAGUGACAGCGAGUGUAAAGCUAACGAAAAAUGCGUACAGCCGGGUGAAUGUGUUUGUCCGCCACCAUUUUACACGGACAUCGAUGGAAACCUCUGCAAAAAUCCUUGUGAUCGGUUUCCAUGCGGUAUAAACGCAAAGUGUACGCCAAGCGAUCCACCAAGAUGUAUGUGCGAGGCUGGCUACGAAGGAGACCCUCAACAUGGCUGUGUCGACGUGAACGAGUGCGCUAAUAAUCCUUGUGGACACGGUGCUUACUGUAUUAACACCAAAGGUGAUCAUAUUUGCGAGUGUCCAAAGGGAACAGUGGGAGAUCCGUAUGGUGGUGGUUGUACUGGAGCUGUGGCGAAGAACGAAUGUUCCUCUAAUGAUGAUUGCGACAAUAUCUUCGCCUGUGUCAAUGGAAAAUGCGUGAAUCCUUGUGACAAUAUACCUUGCGGACCAAACGCCUACUGUGAGCCUGAUAAACACGCUCCAUGGUGUAGAUGUGUGAUUGGAUUCGUGGAGGGCAAAAACAACGAAUGUGUUUCACAGUGCGAUGGUUUCGUCUGUGGCUCUGGAGCACAGUGUAUCGUGAGUUACAGUGGACCAACGUGUAAAUGUAUCGAAGGUUUCAUGGGUAAUCCUUUCCCUGGUGGUCAAUGUCAACCAGAUAUUUGUUCUCCGGAAGUGCCUUGCGCAGAACCAAGCGUAUGCAUAAGUGGAAGGUGCAAACGUCGAUGCGAAGGUGUAGUCUGCGGCGUUGGUGCAUCUUGCGAUCCAGCGACAAAUAAAUGCAUGUGCAAUCCAUAUUUCAUUGGAAAUCCGGAUCUCCUUUGUAUGCCACCAAUUCAUCCAGCUGCCUGCGAUCCUCCUUGUGGCUCCAAUGCUCACUGUGAAUAUUCAUUGCGAGAAGAGAAUAAGUGUGUGUGCAAUCCUGGCACUAUAGGAAAUCCAUAUCACGGUUGUGGUGUACAACAGAAGUCUGAUUGCUCGACUGAUUUGUGCGGCAAGGAUGCACACUGUAAUGCUGGACCGAAUGCUGUUGAAUGUUUGUGUCCUCCAGGAUACGCUGGAAAUCCGUAUAUUCAGUGUCAUGACAUCAACGAGUGCAAUGGAAACGCUUGCGGAAACAACGCAGUGUGCAUCAAUACAAUCGGCAGUUACGACUGUCGCUGCAAAGAUAGCUAUUUCGGCAAUCCCUUCAUCGGUUGUCAACAAGUUCAAGUUGGUCCUUGCACCGAUCCAUCAACCUGUAGCUGCAGUGAUUCAGUUCUCUGUCCAUUCGAUUACACUUGCGUAUCUGGCAAAUGCAUAAACCGUUGCAGCGACGUGAAAUGUGGUCCCAGAUCAAUUUGCCAGGAUGGAGCUUGCUUGUGUCCACCCGGUUAUAGCGGUAAUCCCAACGAUCUGACCAAAGGUUGCCAUCUUCACGGUCACUGCUCCAACGAUCUGGACUGCGAACCUCAACAGAUCUGUUUCCAAGUUGGAAAAGGCGUCAGAAAGUGCGUGGACGCGUGCAGCAAGUUACAGUGUGGUCCAAACGCGUUGUGCGUCACCCAGAAUCACGUGUCUUCGUGUCUCUGCAUCGAUGGAUACGAGGGAAAUCCAAGCAAUCUCAUAGAAGGCUGUCAGCCGCUUAAAUCAGUGAUAACACCAGGAUGCAAACAUGACUCAGAUUGCGCGGAAGGUUCCUUCUGUAUCCUUCUAGACGGUGGUUUCCGCGAGUGUGUGAAUCCAUGCAGCAAGGUGGUCUGCGGUGCUCAUCAAAAAUGUGAACCUGAUAUAAUCCCUGGUCACGCAACAUGCAGGUGUCAGGAUAGCUACGAAUGGAAUCCAAUACUAUCAUCCUGCGAGAAACCAUCUGUCCCUGAUUGUAUAUCCGAUGACGACUGUCACGCCACAGAAGCAUGCAGACCAGAUGCACUUGGUGUAUUAAAGUGUGUCUCCGUGUGUAAAAGCUUUACUUGUGCAAUUAAUUCUCAGUGCGUAGCAGAGAGACAUCGAGGCCGUUGUGAAUGUCUGUCUGGUUUCGUUGGUAAUCCAAACGAUCGUCAGGGAUGUCAGACACCUAGAAAGGAUCGGUGUUCCACUGACAGUGAAUGUCCGGAAGAUCAGACCUGUAGAAGCACGAAAGAUGGCCUUCUGACUUGUCAACCAGUCUGUAAUUUUGUUUCGUGCGGUCCAAACGCUUUGUGCGUGGUGCAUAAUCACGUAGCCAAUUGCGAGUGUCCACCUGGCCUCUACGCUGGCGAUCCUAACGACGUUAUGAAAGGAUGUAAAACUGUUCCAUGCGUGUAUAAUAUCGACUGUCCACCUACUCAGCUUUGCAAUAGAUUGACAAACACUUGCUACGACGCUUGCGAUGAAGAUGCUUGCGGCGUGAACGCCGUUUGCAUCGCGGAUGAUCAUAAGGCAAUUUGUCAGUGUCCACCAGGAUUGAAGCCCAAUCCUGUUCCUGAUGUUGAAUGCGUUGCUCUUGAAGCUUGCCACCCGAAUCCUUGUCACGAAACAGCUCUGUGUGUUCCUGGACCGUCUAAUAAUCCUGUUUGCCAGUGUCCAUCGAAUUUUGUUGGUGACCCUUACGUGAAAGGUUGCCAACCGGAGGGAUAUUGCGCCACUGCCAAGGAUUGUCCAGUGCAUUCUAUUUGUCACAAUCAUCGAUGCGUGAAUCCUUGCGAAAACGCCUGUGGACCGAAUUCGAUUUGUGACAUUAUCAAUGGACAACCCACUUGCAAGUGUAUUCAUAAGUUCAUUCCAUCUUCGAAGGGCCCGCAGGAUGGCUGCGUCCGCGCUACGAACUAUUGCAAUGUAGAUGCUGAUUGCGUGGAAAGUGUCUGUCUUGAAGGACAGUGUAUAGCUGUUUGUCGAGCGACUACUGACUGCUCUGCUGGAGAGAAAUGCGUGAAUAGUAAGUGUAUGGUACCUUGUGUUACUCAUACACAGUGUCAGACUGAUCAGGCUUGUGUCAACGGAAUAUGUAUUCUUGGAUGUCGAAGCAACAAAAACUGUCCUUUGACGGAGUCCUGCAUUAAUAACAAGUGUCAAGACCCGUGCAAGAGGAAGGACGUUUGUGGUCCAAACGCGAUCUGUAGCUGCACAAAUCACGCCACAACGUGCACCUGUCCGCUUGGAUUCCACGGGAAUCCUACACCCCAACAAGGUUGCGUCAGAGUACCGAGUAUCUGUGAAGGUCCUCAAGAAUGCCCUAGCCAACAUCUCUGUGUCUCUGGAUUCUGCCAAUGUCAAUGCAGCGAACAGAACAACUGUGCCGAAGGAGAACGUUGCAAGAAUGGAAUAUGCGUGAAAGUGUGUUACAGCGACAGCAAUUGUUUGCCAGGUGAAUUAUGCAUCGAUGGAGCUUGCGAAGUAGGUUGCACCUCCGACGUCGGUUGCAAUGAUAACGAGGUGUGCAUCAAUAACAAAUGCAAAUGCAGUCAUGGAUUCAUCGCCGGACCGGAGCACUGUUUAGAUAUCAACGAGUGCGACGAUCAACCGUGUCAUUCGAGUGCUGAGUGCGUUAAUCUUCAUGGAUCUUAUCGCUGUGUUUGUCCGCAAGGCACAGCUGGUGAUCCUGUGGGAUCAGGUUGUGUGAUUCCUCAUCAAUGUACCGUAAACGCAGAUUGUGCCGAUUCACAGGCUUGCGUUCAACAUAAUUGCACCGACCCUUGCUCUCUGGUCGACUGUGGACUCAACACUAUUUGCUCUGUUUUGGAUCACACGGCUGCGUGCCAAUGUCAGCCUGGUUACAUCGGAGACUCUUCAGGAUGCUUCAGAGUGGAAUGUCUAUCUAACAAUGAUUGCCCUAUAGACAAAUAUUGCAACCAAGAUACCAAUAAAUGUAGCAGUCCUUGUAAUCAAGUGGAUUGUGGCUAUGGCAAUUGCAUAGCAUCCGAUCAUUCUGGAAUAUGCAAAUGUUAUCCUGGCUUCGAGUUAGUUGGUGAUAUUUGUGUAGACAUUGACGAAUGCUUAAAGAAUCCUUGUCACUCUUCUGCACUUUGUCAAAAUACGGAAAGUUCGUUCGCUUGCGUCUGUCCCCAUGGUUUGGUUGGAGAUCCUUUUAAAUCCGGCUGCAAACAACCAGGAGACUGUUUUACGGAUCUCGAUUGUCCAAAUACUGCUGCUUGUAUCGAUAACAGGUGUACCAAUCCUUGCGACGUGUCAUCGGGUGGAAUUUCAUGCGGAAGGAACGCUGAAUGUUUCGUUCACGACCACGUUCCACUUUGCAGAUGUCCUGGUCAAACUACUGGCAAUCCAGCAACGGAAUGUAUUCUCUUAGAGUGCAAUUAUCACAGUGAUUGUGGUCCUUCCGACGCGUGUUUUAAUCACAAGUGCGUCGAUCCUUGCUCUCUUUCGAACGUAUGUGGACACGGGGCAGAUUGCUCUCCUUUAAAUCACAGUGCAGUGUGUACGUGUCAGCCUGGUGGCACAGGUGAUCCAAAUUUGGGCUGCACGCCUGUUCAAUAUUGUAAAUCGGACUCUCAGUGUGCUACUGGUUCAGCUUGCAAUGGAGGAAUAUGUACUGCACUUUGUGGAAGCACGAGAGACUGCAUUGGUGACCAGCUUUGCAUCAAUGGACUCUGCCAGCCCACUUGUAAAAGCAAUUCCAGUUGUCCUGAGUAUCAGUACUGUCACAACAAUAUCUGUGUUCAGGAGCUACGUUGUAUAUCCGACAACGAUUGUUCUUACGAUGAAAAAUGUCUCAAGAAUAAUAUUGGCCAAGCGGAAUGUCAUAAAGCUUGUGAUUUGGUCCUCUGUGGACGUAACGCUGAAUGUAGAGCAGAUGAUCAUGCUGCAGUUUGCUCUUGCAAAUCUGGAUUCUUUGGUAAUGCAAAGGACGAUAAGAUCGGUUGUCAACCUAUUGAGUGUGAAGUCAACGACGAUUGCAGCGCGGAGAAGAUUUGCGACGCGCACAAAUGCAGAAUUGCUUGCUUAGCUCACAAUCCUUGCGGUGUUAAUGCUAUUUGUACAGCGGAGAGACACGUUCAGGUUUGCACGUGUCAACCAGGUUACACUGGAGAACCUACUCACGGAUGUCAAUUGAUCGAUUAUUGUCUGAACGAACCUUGCGCUCCUGGUGGUGUGUGUGAAAAUUCCAGAGGAUCUUAUAAGUGUUACUGUCAACAUGGAAUGGUUGGAGAUCCUUAUAACAGCGGCUGUCAACCACCAGUCGAAUGUUUGCAAGAUGGAGAUUGUCCACUGUCUGCCAAGUGUAUAAAUAUUAACAAUGUACCUAAAUGCUUCGAUGUUUGUUCACGUACACAGUGUGGUCCAAACGCCGACUGUGUGGCCACUAAUCACGCAGCAGCCUGUCAGUGCCGGCCCGAUUACGAGGGUGAUUCGAACAAUCUAAGUAUAGGUUGUCGACCUAAACCGGUUAUUUGUUCGUCAGGCAUAGACUGCUCGCCCAAUACUUACUGUUACGAGGGAAUCUGUCGACCGUCCUGUCAAUCGGACGAAGAAUGCAACUUGUCAGACGUGUGCCUCAACGGACAAUGCUUGGAUCCAUGCAACGUGAGGGCUGCGUGUGGAAUAAAUGCGGAAUGCGACGUGAGGAGUCACAUUAAACAAUGCAGCUGUCCACCUGGGUUCACUGGUAACUCGGAAGUGGAAUGCGUCAGAUUGCCCGUGUCCUGCAGAGACACCAAUGACUGCAACGAUGGCAACACUUGUCGUGACAACGUGUGCCUUCCAAUUUGCUCUACCGACAACGAGUGCGCCUUCAAUGAAAAAUGCGUUCGUGGAAACUGUCUUCUCACCUGUAGACUCGAUAACGACUGUUUCCUGGGUCACAUCUGUCUGAACAACAUGUGCACGUUUGGUUGUCGCGCGGACGAAGAUUGCAACGCGAACGAAGCUUGUAUUACGAACAAGUGCACCAAUCCUUGCGAAGCCACCCCUUGUGGACCAAACGCCAAGUGUACAGUAUUCAAUCAACGAGCCACUUGUUCGUGUCCAGCAGGCUUCAUACCGAAUCCAACUGCGAAAGUAGCUUGUUUGAGAUCACCUGGGCCUAUCUGUCAAGCGAACAGAGACUGUGCAACAGGAACAGCUUGCAUAGGAGGAGUCUGCACUCCUGUAUGCUCUACAGACUUGAAUUGUUUGAGUAACGAACGAUGUGAUCCUUCAGGAAUUUGUAAAUCGUUGUGUAGAAGAGAUGAGGAUUGUAGAAGCGGGGAGAUUUGUGAGGGAUUGGUUUGUGUCAUUGGAUGUCGCGCCGAUGUGGAGUGCCAGGAGAAUUUCGCUUGUUUGAACAAUCAGUGUCAAGAUCCUUGUUCUCUUCCUGAUGUCUGUGGAGUAAAUGCGAAGUGCGCGGUCGUAAAUCAUCAGAGAGCGUGUUCUUGUCCUAUACCAUUAGUCGGUGAUCCUCUAAUUGGUUGCAAACAGGCGUUCUUACCUUGUAAUAAUGAACAGGAAUGUGCAACUGGUCAGACUUGUUACGGAAGAUCCUGUUACGCUACGUGUAGAAGCGAUGCUAAUUGCUUGAGCGACGAACGGUGCGAUGGUGGAAUCUGCAAAGCUAUUUGCAACAGCGACGAUCACUGCGUGGCCAAUCAGAUUUGUCAAAAUAGGCUCUGUGAUAUUGGAUGUCGAAGCGAUAACAGUUGUCCUAACGAUGAGUCCUGCGUGAAUAACAAGUGUAGAAAUCCUUGUGAGGGUGGCAAGGCUUGCGGAGAAUGUGCAGGAUGUCGCGUGGUAAAUCACGUGGCACAGUGUAGUUGCCCAGCUAAUUAUUAUGGGAAUGCUUUGAUUAGCUGCGCGAAAUCUAUGAUUCCUUGCGAUGGUACUUGUGAAUGCGAUGAAAUUGGUUUUUGCACGAAGAGCUGCUAUAGUCAGGAUCAAUGCUCUUGCGGGGAAAUUUGUCACACCGGGAAAUGUCGCAUCAUAUGUGACGUUAACAACUAUUGUCCAAAGGGAUACGUUUGCGACAAAGGACUAUGCCUCAUCGGUUGUCGCACUCAUUCCGACUGUCCAUCCUCAUUAUCCUGCGUCAGUGGUCAGUGCGAGAAUCCUUGCUCAGCCAAUGGAUCUCCCUGUGGUGUCAACGCUCUGUGUCGUGUUUCGAACCAUAGAGCAGUAUGCUUGUGUCCAGAAGGAUAUCAAGGAGAACCCAGUCAAGAAUGUUAUCAACUGGAGUGUCAUCAUGACGACGACUGUGAAGCUAAUAAACGCUGCAGCGAGGAUGGUGUCUGCACGAAUCCUUGCUUGCAACAUGGUGUCUGUGGCUUCAAUGCACAAUGUAGAGUGGUUAAUAGAAAGGCUCAGUGCUCUUGUCCACCUGGACAUUAUGGAAAUCCUAAGAUCAACUGUAAGAAAGGUGGAGACGAGUGCUUAAGAAGACCAUGUGGCGUGAACGCAAAAUGCAGAGAAACUCUCAAUGGAUUCGAAUGUACUUGCGAUCCUGGAUGCUAUGGUGAUCCUCAUCAGGCUUGUAUUUGCGACGGCGGAGAACUGUGCAAGGAUAUACGCUGCGGAGUGAAUGCCGCGUGUAGGAUUUACAAGAAUCAACCACAGUGUUAUUGUCCAUCGAAUUAUCCAUCUGGAGAUCCAACACAGACUUGUAUCGCGGACAAGAGUUCAGGAGAUUGUCGAACGAAUGGUUGCGGCAAGGGUGCGGAAUGCAUACGAGACGGAGCGAUAUUCGUGUGCAGAUGUCCACCAGGUACCAGUGGAUCGCCGGACAUCGAGUGCACGACAGAGCGCGAAUGCACCAGUGACCUAGAGUGCCCCAAUGAGAAAGCCUGCAUAAACCUGCAAUGCGUGGACCCGUGCGGUCUCCGCGGCGCCUGUGGGAUCAACGCGCUGUGCCGUGUGGUUCUGCACAAGCCACGAUGCUCCUGCCCUCAGUGUUAUAUCGGUAUGCCUCACACCGCCUGUCAUCCAGACCCGAAAUGCGAAACGCUGAAUCCCCGGCCUACGCCGAACAUCGGUUGCUCGUCCGAUCGCGACUGCCCGGAGAGUUUGUCCUGUCACACGCGUACCGGAGAGUGUCGCGAUCCCUGUCUAAGCUCGCGAUACAACUGCGAGGUAAAUAAGAGAUGCCAGGUGCGGAACCACAGGCCCAUGUGCGUAUGCAAAUACGGAUUCGUCGUGAACGAGGUCGGCGAGCUGACAUGCGCGCCCGACACAUUGACUUGCACGAGGGACUUCGACUGUCCGUCGAACGCCGCGUGCGUCAAUGGGAAAUGCCAGAAUCCGUGUAACGUGCGAAAGAAACGGCCGUGCACGGCUGACAAAACCUGCGAUGUCCUGGACCACCGUCCCGUCUGCAUAUGCACACAAAACUGCAAUCCCUCCCUCUCCAUUUGCCUGCGAGACAGUGGCUGCUCUCCAGAUUUGGCGUGCCGCAACUAUCGCUGCGUGGACCCAUGCAGAAACUCCACCUGUCCGGCUGAUGCCCCCUGUUACGUGGAGGAGCACAAGCCUAUCUGCAAGUUCUGUCCCCCCGGCUUUGUGCCAGACACUAAAUACGGAUGCAUGAAAGCAGUACUCCACCACACGCCCGACCAUUUCUGCGAGUCCGAUGACGACUGCAACGACACAGAAGCCUGUGUCGAUGGAUCCUGCGUUGAUCCUUGCGUCGACCACUGUCGAUCGACAGUUCCAUGUCGGGUUAAAGCACACAGGCCUGUUUGUGACUGCGACCAACAUGAUCACACUUGUAUAUACAUCACAACCGUGUCAACUCUUGACUACUCGACACCCGUAACUUCUGAGAUGUCUACACUUGUAACAACUAUGCAGCCUAGCUUUGAAAAAACUCCUGUUGUUACGGAAGAAAGUACUGUUAUGAAAGAAAGUACAACAAUUCCAUAUUCGAGCGAAACCACCGAAUCUUCGAGCAGAAUAUUCACCGAGACUUCUACCAUUCAAGAAAGCACUCCUAUGCCUGUAGAAAGUGAAUCAACUUCACCUACAACGUUAGCAAGUGAUGUAUCGGAAACUUCCAUGAUGUUGACAACGCAUAUGGAAGCCAUAGAAACUACUACCACUUCAGAUGUUUCGGAAGUAUCUAUUAUUAAAGAAAUCAAAUCAACUUUGCCUACCACAGAGGCAGUCCAUGUGUUUGAGACUUCUACAAUGCCGACGACAACUGUGAAAGGCAGAGAAAGCACCAUUGCUUCAGAUAUUUCAGAAGAAAAUACUGUCAAAGGUAUUUCUGAAGAAGAUACUGAAGUUGUUCCAACUGUGAAAGGUAUUGAAUCUAGUAGCGAAGAGAUAACUACUGUAUCUCAUGUUAACACUACGCGAUAUAUUUCCACUACAGAAAUGACAUUUACUACGGAUUUAAUAAAAGGAAUGACUGAAUCAGAUAAAGUUCAAAUAGUCACUCCUGUUACGUACGUUUAUCCUCCGGAUGAGAGGUUACCAUCGGGUGACGUUGUUACUGUUACUCCAAUAUACGUAGGUGAAUAUCCUACAGAAAUUACGGAGAUUACUGAAUCGACAAGUACACCUAGUUUUAUCGAGAAUAUUACAAUUAAAGAAAGUCCUAGUACCGUGGGAUUGGUUACUGAGAAUUUGAAUUUAACGACGACAGAAGGUGUGACAUUGGUAACUGUGCUGGCAGACUAUCCUUUGAAACAUGGAACAACAAUUGAGCCAGUGACAGAGGAAUAUACGACAAGACCAUUUCUAAAUACCGUAGAACUUUCUACAGAGAAAUUCGGAACAACUACAGGAUAUUCUACAGAACAGUAUUUAACGACUGAAGGAUCAACUGAACGAUCUUUUGCAACAGAGUAUUUUACGAAGGGAGCUACAGGGACUAGGUAUUUUACAAAAGAAUCUUUGGAAAAUUCAACGACUGAACAGCCGCGAACAAGUACGGAACAACUUUCUACAACUGAACUGCAUUUGACUGAAUAUUCAACAGAACAACCUACAAUUUUACAGUAUUCGACCGAACAAUUUCCAACAAUGAAAUAUAUAAAGGAACAGAGUUCGACAACUGAACAAUAUACUACGGAACAGCCACAACUAACAACCCAAUACAUCACGGAACCUUCUACAACUAGUCAGUAUUCCACAACGCAAUACUCAACAGGACAGUCUUUUAUGACUUUACAGUAUUUAACCGAACAACCUUCUACGACUGAGCAACGAGCAAUAACACAAGAAUAUACGACAGAAGAAGUUUCCACAACCUUACAAUAUACAACAGAACAACCUUUAACAACUGAAUAUAUCAAGGAAUAUUCUUCAACAACUGAACAGUUACAAACAGUAAUGCAAUACUCCACCGAACAAUCAUCAGGAACACCGCAAUACUCGAUAGAAGAAUCUUUUACAAUUCCACAGCAAACAACAGAACAUCUGACAACAAUUGAACAAUAUAGUACAACACAGCCUGUUACUAAUCAAUAUUUCACCGAACAGCAAUCGACACAGUAUUCAAUGCAACAAUCUUCUACAACUACUCAGCAUUCAACAGAAUAUUCAACCACUGAGGAACAAUUUUCAACAACUCAACAAUAUCCCACGGAACAGCCACAAAUAACAAUACAAUAUUCCACAGAACCAUAUUCAACAAUGGUACCAUACUCUACAGAGCUAGAACAAUCCACCACCGAGUUAUAUCCCACAUUAGAAACCCCUAUAAAUACUACAGGACAGACACCUUGCGACCAAACGAUCACCAAUGGUACUGAAUGUAAAAUCUGUUUGAAUGACACGUGUCGGCCCGUGUGCUUCAACCUAACAAUGAACCAGAGUACAUCUAAUUGUAGCGUACUCCCAGAUACCAAAUGCAAAACGCACGAUGACUGUCUCUCUCAAUUGGCCUGCAUAAGUCAACAGUGUCUGAACCCGUGCACUGUCCACAAUCCUUGCGACUUCGUGGAAGUCUGUCAUGUUCAAGAUCACAGACCUGUUUGCGUGAAAGAUGUAAACGAGACAGAGUGUCCCUAUUGUCCAGCGGGUACAGAGUGCAAUCCAGCAACGUAUACUUGCGUAAAAGCGGGUUGCACUAGCGACAAAGAUUGUCCGCUGACAGAGGCAUGCAUUGAGGGCACUUGUCAGGAACCUUGCCUCGUUUGGAAUCCCUGCACCAAAAACGCGAUCUGCGUUAAUACCAAUCAUCAAGCGGAAUGCAGCUGCGAGGAUGGCUAUUACGGAAAUGGAUUCUCUUACUGUGAACCAGAAGAGGAAGGUAGAAACAUAUGUCAAUACAAUGAAGACUGUCCACCGACUAAGUAUUGUGAUCGUCUUAACCGAAAGUGCAUCGACCCGUGCUUGGAGAGUGACUGUGGUACAAAUGCCAACUGUUAUCCAGAGAACCAUCAAGCUCAGUGCAAAUGUUUGCCUGGAUUCCAAGGAAAUCCUCACAUUGAAUGCACGCUAACGAGCACCAAUCCUUGUGUUCCAAAUCCUUGUGGAUUGGACGCCAUGUGCGAGAAUGAUAAUGGCAAUCCUGUAUGCUUCUGCCCGAAAGGAUUGACUGGAAAUCCCUUCGAGCAAUGCAUACCAGAGGGUGAUCAAUGCCAAGAAAAUCCAUGUGGCAUUAAUUCUGGAUGUCGAGUGCUGUCAGGACAAGUGAGAUGUUUCUGUCUGCCAGGAUACGAAGGAAAUCCACCUAAUUCACCUUGCACUCUACCUAGUAACGCUUGUGAACCAUCUCCAUGUGGGCCUAAUACUCAAUGUACAGUAUUGAAGAACGGCGUUGCGAAAUGUACUUGCUUGCCAGGGUACAUCGAGAGUCCAAAUACAAUUAGAGGAUGCGUACCUAAAUCUGAUCAGUGUAAUCCUAAUCCUUGUGGACUUGGUGCUAAGUGUGACUCGGAUAGAGUGCCUCCAUGCUACUGUUCGAAGAACACUGUUGGAAAUCCUUAUCAAAGUUGCGCAGCGUCUCCACCAGACGUACUCUCACCAUGUGUGCUGGUACCUUGUGGAAAAAACGCAGUCUGUGUGGAAGAACAUGGUAUACCAAAAUGCAAGUGUAUUCCACCGUUUGUUGGAAAUCCAUACAUGGACGGUUGCGAGGCGGAAUGUAUUGUGAAUCAAGAUUGCGACAAUCAUCUUGCCUGCUUCAAUCAGCAUUGUAGAGAUCCUUGUCCAGGUGUUUGUGGUGCUAAUGCAAAAUGCGAAGUAAUUAACCAUGUUCCGGUUUGUUCUUGUUUACCUGGCUAUACUGGAGAUCCGUUUGAUUCUUGCAAAUUGGAGACCACUCCUCUUCCAUCUCAGAAUCCUUGCAUGCCAUCACCUUGCGGACCGCAUAGCAUUUGUCGAGUGAUGAACGAUCGUGCAGUUUGUUCGUGCAGUCCAGGAUAUCAUGGAACAUCUCCAAAUUGUCGUCCAGAAUGUUUAGUUAGCUCAGAGUGUCCUGUACAUUUGGCUUGUAUUGGUCAAAAAUGUGGAGAUCCUUGUCCUGGUCUCUGUGGACAGAACGCUUUGUGUCAGGUUAUCAGUCACAAUCCAAUUUGCAGCUGUCCUCCGGAUUAUCUCGGUGAUCCCUUCAGUCAAUGCGUCAAAGAAGACAUACCACUGCCAGGACCAAAGAAUCCUUGUCUACCAUCACCUUGUGGCCCGAACGCCGAAUGUCGCGUGCAGGAAGAUCAUCCAGUUUGCACGUGUAUCAGCGGAAUGUUCGGAGCACCACCGUUCUGCAGACCGGAGUGUCUGAUUCAUCAAGACUGUCCAAAUUAUCUCGCUUGUGUUCAAAAGAAAUGCGUGGAUCCGUGUGCUGGUUCAUGUGGAUUCAAUACUAACUGCACGGUGCAGAAUCAUCGACCUAUGUGUCAAUGUAACGACGGUUAUGAAGGAGAUCCAUUCUCUGGAUGUAGCAAAGUUAUUUUCCCAGUGCCACUGCCAUGCGAUCCAUCUCCGUGUGGUGCAAAUGCAGUUUGCAAGGAACGAAACGGAGCUGGCUCGUGUACCUGUUUACCCGACUAUACUGGAGAUCCUUACCAAGGAUGUAGACCAGAAUGUGUUCAAAAUUCCGACUGUGUUCUUAGCAAAGCUUGUAUAAACAACAAAUGCAAGGAUCCAUGCGUGGGUGCUUGUGGUAUAAAUGCUCAGUGCCAAGUGAUCAAUCAUCAACCAUCGUGUAGCUGUCUUUCUGGCUACACUGGCGAUCCAUUGAAAUCCUGUCAUAUACUGCCUGUGACAUCACUGCCAGGUGAUCCAUGCCAACCAUCACCCUGCGGACCGUAUAGUAAUUGUCGCGUGAUCGACAAUCAUGCAGUUUGUUCCUGUCAACCAGAUUAUGUCGGUAGUCCUCCACAGUGCAGACCAGAAUGUGUAGUCAGCACAGAUUGCACUCAGAAUAUGGCUUGCAUCGAUCAGAAGUGCAGAGAUCCUUGUCCAGGCACUUGUGGACAGAAUGCUGAUUGUCAGGUUAUCAACCAUAAUCCUGUGUGCAGCUGCAUGUCUGGAUACACUGGAGAUCCAUUCUUUGGAUGCGUUAAAGAAGCGGAACCUAAACAGCCGGGACCAGAACCAAGCGGAAAUCCAUGCAUUCCAUCACCUUGUGGACCAAAUUCUCAGUGUCGUGUGAUUGAUGGAUUCCCAGCGUGUUCCUGUUUGCCGAAUUAUGUAGGCAGAGCUCCAAAUUGUCGACCAGAGUGUGUCAUCAACGAAGGAUGUCCUGGAAAUCUUGCAUGUCAGAACGAACAGUGCGUCGAUCCUUGUCCUGGCUCGUGUGGUGUGAACACUUUCUGUAACGUUGUCAAACACAAUCCAGUCUGCAUUUGCAACACUGGAUACACUGGAAAUCCAUUCACAGAAUGCGUACCCAUUGUGGAAGUACCCACAACCACGGAACAACCACGCACACCAUGCAACCCAUCUCCAUGUGGAGCGAAUGCCAUCUGUAACGAGCGAAACGGCGUAGGCUCGUGCACCUGUCUUCCAGAAUACAUAGGCGAUCCCUACACAGGAUGUCGACCAGAAUGCGUGACAAACACCGAUUGUGAUCGUAGCAAAGCCUGUCUAAACAACAAGUGCGUGAACCCGUGUCCAGGCACUUGUGGUCAAGGAGCAACUUGCCGCGUAAUCAACCACGCUCCAUCUUGUUCCUGUCUUCCUGGUUACACCGGGGAUCCUUUCAACGCUUGUACACUGACAGAAACGCUACGAGAACCAGAACUGGUAAAUCCUUGCGAGCCAUCGCCUUGUGGGCCGAACAGCAACUGUCGCGUUCACAAUGGGCACGCUGUGUGCCUUUGUCAACUGGGAUUCGUCGGCGUGCCUCCAACUUGUCGUCCAGAGUGCACAGUGAGUUCAGAAUGUUCUCAGAAUAAAGCGUGUAUCGAGAACAAGUGCGCAGAUCCUUGUCCAGGUUCUUGCGGACUGAACACCAAAUGUUUGACAGUGAAUCACAACCCAAUUUGCACUUGCACAACUGGAUACACUGGAAAUCCAUUGGUCCAGUGUACUAAAUUCAACGUGUCCCAAUCUGGAAAUCCGUGUUCCCCAAAUCCGUGUGGGCCGAAUUCUCAGUGCAGAGUUAUCGGAUCUCAACCCGCGUGCUCUUGUUUGUCGAAUUUUAUCGGACGUCCGCCGAAUUGCAGGCCAGAGUGCGUUGAUAAUUCAGAUUGUUUCCACUCGGCCGCGUGUAUUAAUCAGAGGUGUAAAAAUCCUUGUCCUGGAGCCUGUGGAGAAUUGGCUAGAUGCACUGUACAGAGUCACGUGCCUAUUUGCACUUGUCCCGAAGGAUACGAAGGUGACGCCACUGUUCGAUGUAUUCUGGCACCGCCGCCGACAACAGACAUAAGCAUAACAAAUCCGUGUUCGCCAAAUCCAUGCGGUCCGAAUGCUCAGUGUCGCGAGAGAAACGGCGCAGGAGCUUGUGCAUGCCCACCAGAUCUCAUCGGAGAUCCUUAUGACAACGUAAAAGGAUGUCACAGAGAAUGUGAAUCGAACAAUGACUGUGCUCCGCAAUUGGCUUGCGUUGGUUUCAAGUGUUCUGAUCCUUGUCCAAGCACUUGUGGUACACUAUCUAUCUGUAAUGUUCAAGAGCAUGUUCCAGUAUGUACUUGUCCUCCAGGAUAUACGGGAGAUCCAUACUUUGCUUGCGAAAUUAAAGAAAUGACGAGAGUACCACCAUCAGAUCCAUGUUCACCAUCACCAUGCGGACCUAAUAGUAAAUGUCGCGAGGUGAAUGGUCAAGCAGUUUGCACGUGUCUUCCGGAAUACAGGGGAAUUCCACCGAAUUGUAGACCAACCUGUGUAGUCAAUGCUGAAUGUCCGCCUCAUUUGGCUUGUUUAAAUAGAAAGUGCGCGGAUCCAUGUCCAAACACCUGUGGAUUAAGAGCAUUAUGUAAUACCAAGAAUCAUAAUCCGAUUUGCACUUGUCCUGUUGGGUUUACGGGGGAUCCUUUUUCUCAGUGCUCGCCUGCUCAAGACGUUCCAUCGAUCACGGAACGACCACCAUCGUGCACUCCAUCUCCUUGUGGACCAAAUUCCCUGUGCCAGAUCAUAUCAGGCAGUCCAGCGUGCUCCUGUUUGCCAAAUUACAUCGGUGUUCCUCCAGAAUGCAGACCAGAGUGCAUUCUAAGCUCCGAAUGCAAGAGUCAUCUUGCUUGUGUGAACCAAAAAUGUCAAGAUCCUUGUCCAGGCUCCUGUGGCGUUAAUGCUCAGUGUCAUGUAUUGAAUCACAUUCCUGUUUGCACUUGCAUGGAUGGUUUCACUGGUGAUCCAUUUACACAGUGCAGAGUAACUUCACCAGUAACUGUACCAGCUAUAAGUGAUCUAUGCAGUCCAUCGCCUUGUGGACCGAAUGCUAUAUGUAAAAAUGGAGAUUGCGAGUGUUUACCGGAAUACAUUGGCAAUCCAUACGAAGCUUGUCGACCAGAAUGUAUCCUCAAUUCGGAAUGUCCACGCGAUAAGACCUGCCUGAAGAAUAAAUGCAAAGAUCCUUGCCCUGGGACGUGCGGUCAAAAUGCAGUAUGCGAUGUCGUGAAUCACAUUCCUGUGUGUUCUUGCAUACCUGGAUAUAUCGGGGAUCCGUUCGUUAGUUGUCGUAUUCAGCCUCAAGUUCCAGAAGCAAAGAAGGAUCCUUGCUUGCCCGUUUCACCAUGUGGACCAAACAGCCAGUGUCGCAACAUCGAGGACCAUGCAGUGUGUUCUUGUCUUCAAGGAUACCUUGGAUCGCCACCUUCGUGCAGACCAGAAUGUGUGGUCAGUUCAGAAUGUCCUCCGACUCGUGCUUGCGUGAACAAGAAGUGCACGGAUCCUUGCUUGGGUUCUUGUGGUUUGAAUGCUAGAUGUGAAGUGAUCAAUCACUCACCGAUCUGCAGUUGUCUUCCUGGACAGACUGGAGAUCCAUUCAAGAGCUGCUACGAUAUUCCAAUUUUACCAGAUGUGAAAGACACGGGAGAUCCUUGCAAUCCAUCACCAUGCGGCCCAAAUGCUCAAUGUCAAAACGUGAAUGGUUAUCCAUCCUGUUCUUGUCUUCCAACUUAUGUCGGAAUCCCACCAUCUUGUCGUCCGGAGUGUCUUAUAAAUCCUGAUUGUCCAUCAGACAAAGCUUGCGUAAAUUCAAAAUGCACGGAUCCUUGUCCAGGAUCCUGUGCGGAGAAUGCCAGAUGUUUGGUAGUGAAUCACGCUGUCACUUGCUCCUGUCCACCUGAUUACACAGGGAAUCCUUUCGUCCAAUGUGUCGAAGUAGAACAGGAACCAAUUAACCCAUGCGAGCCAUCGCCUUGCGGUCCAAACGCGAUCUGUCAACAACGUGAUAAUGUCGGCGCGUGUAUCUGCAUCGACGAUUACCAAGGAAAUCCCUACGAAGGCUGUCAACCAGAAUGCAUUCUUAGUUCAGAUUGUCCAACGAACAAAGCCUGCGUUCAAAACAAAUGUGAAGAUCCGUGUCCAGGAAUAUGUGGUAUCCAGGCUCAGUGUUCCGUCAUCAAUCACAUUCCUACUUGCACUUGUCAACCAGGCUAUGUAGGAGAUCCUUUCAGCAUUUGCAAUUUACCAAUCAGUCGAGAAACCGAGCCUACAGUAAUUGAUCCAUGUAGUCCUUCGCCCUGUGGACCUAAUAGUUUGUGCAGAGCAGUGAAAGAUCAAGCUGUGUGCACUUGUCAGGAGUCAUUCGUUGGUUCUCCACCUAAUUGCAAGCCCGAGUGUGUCGUGAAUUCUGAGUGUCCUCAAAAUAGAGCGUGUUACAAAUAUAAAUGUAACGAUCCUUGCCCAGGAACGUGUGGCGUGGGAGCUAAUUGCCGCGUAAUUAAUCAUAAUCCGCUGUGCAGCUGUCCCCAGGGUACUACGGGAGAUCCUUUCUCCAGAUGCUAUCCUCAGACAAUCACACCACCACCACCAGUGGGUGAUCCUUGCAGUCCAAGUCCAUGCGGACUCUACGCAGAAUGCAGAGCAAUUGGCGAUCAAGCUGCUUGUUCCUGUCUCAAGAACUACAUAGGAUUACCACCAAACUGUCGACCAGAGUGCGUCGUUAAUACAGAUUGUCCUUCGAAUCAAGCUUGCAUCUCAGAGAAAUGCAGGGAUCCUUGCAUCGGAUCAUGCGGACAAAAUGCAGAUUGCAGAGUACAGAAUCAUAUUCCUGUCUGUCUAUGUCAACCUGGAUACACCGGUGAUCCCUUCACUCUGUGCUCACAGAUAAUAGAACAAAAAAAGCCAGAAGAUCUAUGCAAUCCAUCUCCCUGUGGACCAAACGCAGAUUGCAAAGAGGGAAUUUGCACGUGUCUUCCAAACUACUUCGGCGAUCCGUAUUCGUAUUGUCGUCCAGAGUGCACUAUGAACUCAGACUGCUCUCGAGUGAAGGCUUGUGUCAAUCAAUUUUGUGUGGAUCCUUGUACUGGCACGUGUGGAACUAAUGCAAAAUGCGACGUUGUUAAUCACAUUCCUAUGUGCAGCUGUCUUCCUGGUACCACUGGAGAUCCAUUCACACUAUGUCGACCACAAGUAUCUGAAGAGCCAAGAAGACAACCAUGUACACCGUCACCAUGUGGUCCAAACAGCAUUUGCAAAGUAGUGAAUGAUCACGCAGUCUGUUCUUGUCAAACUGGUUUUAUUAGUGGUCCUCCUACAUGCAGACCAGAGUGUGUAGUGAGCGCAGAGUGUCCUUUGACUCAAGCGUGUCUCGCGAACAAGUGUCAAGAUCCUUGUCCAGGAACUUGUGGCCAGAACACCAAAUGUCAAGUGGUCAAUCAUAAUCCAAUAUGCAGUUGCUCGGAGGGAUACACUGGAGAUCCUUUCACUAGAUGUUACAUCAUGCCCAAGCAACCACCAAUAUCAACGAAUCCGUGUCAACCAUCCCCGUGCGGUCCGAACGCGGAGUGUCAAGUGCGUGGUGACAGUGCAGCGUGUUCGUGCAUCGAGAAUUACAUCGGUGUUCCGCCAAAUUGCAGGCCCCAGUGUACAAUUAAUCCCGAGUGUCCGCCACAUUUGGCGUGCAUGCAACAAAAGUGUCGCGAUCCGUGUGUCGGCCUGUGCGGUUUGAACGCACAGUGUUCGGUGGUGAAUCAUCAAGCAGUGUGUGCUUGUGUCGAUGGUUACAACGGAAAUCCGUUCAGCGUUUGCGAGGUGAUCGUCAAGGAUACACCCUUAGACAUUAGGAAACCAUGCGAGCCAUCCCCUUGUGGUAUCAACGCGAUCUGUCGCGAGAACAAUGGCAUCGGUUCCUGUUCCUGUCUGCCAGACUACAUUGGUGACCCAUACGAAGGAUGCAGACCCGAAUGUACCCAAAACCCCGAUUGCUCCAAGACGAUGGCCUGUAUAAACCUCAAGUGCAGAGAUCCUUGUCCAGGAACCUGUGGAUUGCAAGCCCGUUGCGAAACGAUUAAUCAUAUACCUGUGUGUUCUUGUAAUCCUGGAUACACAGGAAAUUCGUUCACGUAUUGCUCCCCGAUCUCUGUUGCUCCAACACUGGUAGAGUCAGACCCUUGUAGUCCGUCACCAUGCGGACCAAAUAGUCAAUGUCGAAACGUGAACGACCAUGCUGUGUGCACCUGUCUGGCGAAUUUCAUUGGAACCCCACCAACCUGUCGACCCGAGUGCGUGGUAAACGCCGAAUGCUCGAGGGAACUUGCAUGUAUUAAUCAGAAAUGCGAGUCCCCGUGCGUGAACUCGUGUGGCAUCAACACGCAAUGCAAAGUGAUCAAUCACAGCCCCAUAUGCAUCUGUAAUAUUGGAUACACCGGUGAUCCAUUUACGAAAUGCUUCCCUGCUCCACAAUCGCCCCAGAAAGACACUGACCUCGUGCCCAAAGACCCGUGUGUGCCAUCACCUUGCGGCAUGUACGGAGAAUGCAGGAACAUCGGUGGUACAGCAUCUUGUUCCUGUCUGCCGAGAUACAUCGGAUCCCCACCAACCUGUCGACCAGAAUGUCGAGUGAACUCAGACUGUCCCAUGAAUCUUGCCUGUUCAAACGAAAGAUGCAGAGAUCCUUGUCAAGGAUCCUGCGGUGUCACGUCCCUGUGCACGGUUUACAACCACGUGCCAGUGUGCACCUGUCCCGAAGGAUACACUGGAGACCCUUUCAGCAAUUGCUAUCCUGCACCCGUUAGACCAACUGAACCAACUAUAGUUGAUCCCUGUGCGUCGUCACCUUGCGGACCUAAUGCACGCUGCGACGAUGGAAUUUGUACAUGUUUGCCAGAGUAUCAGGGAGAUCCUUACGUUGCUUGUCGACCAGAGUGUGUGCUGAACACAGAUUGUUCGCAAAACAGAGCUUGUUUAAGGAACAAGUGUGUCGAUCCCUGUCCUGGUACAUGCGGUCGAAAUGCCCAGUGUCUGGUAUUUAAUCAUGUACCCAUGUGCAGCUGUCCCAGUGGAAUGGUUGGAAAUGCAUUUGUUCAAUGCACUGUCCUUCAAGAUACCGUAAAGAGGAAUCCCUGUUCGCCUACGCCAUGUGGACCAAACAGUGUUUGUCGAGAAAUCAAUGAACAACCAGUUUGCUCCUGCGUGUCAGGAUUUCUAGGUGCACCGCCAACUUGUAGACCAGAGUGCACAGUCAGUUCUGACUGUCCUUUAUCAGAAGCCUGUAGUAAUCAGAAAUGUAUUAACCCCUGUCCUGGUUCCUGUGGAUUUAGAGCCACCUGUAACGUUGUCAAUCACAAUCCUAUAUGCAGCUGUUCGUCAGGCCUCAUUGGUGAUCCAUUUGUUCAGUGUAUUCCACGACCACCUCAGCCACAAGUACCACAAAACCCAUGCGAACCAUCCCCAUGUGGGCCUAAUUCAGAGUGUAGAGUCGUCAACGAUGCUCCCUCUUGUUCUUGUUCACCGGAAUUCAUAGGCGCUCCGCCAAAUUGUAGACCAGAGUGUGUCAGUAAUAGCGAAUGUCCAAGCAAUAUGGCUUGUACGAAUCAGAAAUGUAGAGAUCCUUGUCCUGGAUCUUGCGGAGCUAAUGCUGAAUGUCGAGUUGUCAGUCAUACACCUAUGUGCGUCUGUCCUAGCGAUUAUACAGGAGAUCCCUUUACUGAAUGCACACCCAGGCCACCUGUCCCAUUCAAUAUUUCUCCGUGCACCCCAUCGCCGUGUGGUUUCAACGCGAUAUGCAAAGAACAAAACGGCGUAGGUUCGUGCAUAUGUUCGCCCGAUUAUAUUGGCAACCCCUACGAAGGAUGCCGCCCUGAAUGUGUCAUUGACACAGACUGUCCAUCAGCAUUAAGUUGCAUUCGCUCUAAAUGCCAAGAUCCCUGUCCAGGAACCUGCGGCACAAACGCAGAGUGCAGGGUUAUCAAUCAUCGUCCUGCUUGCACGUGUAUUCAAGGUUACAGUGGAAAUCCAUUCCAAUACUGCACCUUGAUGCGUGAAAUAGAAGAUGAUAUAUACAAGGAUCCGUGCAACCCUUCACCUUGUGGACCAAAUAGUCAAUGUCGCGUAGUAAAUGGUCAAGGAGUUUGCUCCUGUCUGCCAGAAUUCACUGGCGCUCCUCCUAUAUGUCGUCCUGAAUGUACUGUGAACUCAGAGUGUUCUCAAGAUCGCGCGUGUGUCAAUCGGAAAUGUGUGAAUCCGUGUCCAGCUUCUUGUGGCACGUUCGCCACUUGUGCGACAAGAAAUCAUAGCCCAAUUUGUGCAUGCAGGGAAUCAUACACCGGAGAUCCUUUCACUAGAUGUUUCCCCGUUCUACAAGCCUCACCACCUACAGCAGUUGAAGUUUCACAACCCUGUUUGCCCUCCCCUUGUGGUCAGAAUUCUGAAUGUCGCGUAAUUAAUGGUGGUCCAUCCUGUCAAUGUCUACCUUCUUACGUUGGAAGUCCACCAAAUUGUCGUCCAGAGUGUACAGUGAACUCUGACUGUUCUCCUAAUCAAGCCUGUAUGAGACAAAAAUGCAGAGAUCCUUGUCCAGGUUCUUGCGGUUUUAAUGCACAAUGUAUGGUGUUGAACCAUGUCCCUAUAUGUUCCUGUUUGGACGGAUACACUGGAGAUCCUUUUAACAGUUGCAAUCCUGCUCCAAUUGAACCAACAAUAGUUGAUCCAUGUGCAUCAUCACCUUGUGGCCCUAAUGCACGUUGCGACAGUGGAAUUUGCACAUGUUUACCAGAAUAUCAGGGAGAUCCUUAUGUUGGUUGUCGUCCAGAGUGCGUACUGAACACCGAUUGCUCUCAAAAUAGGGCUUGUCUGCGAAAUAAGUGUAUCGAUCCUUGCCCUGGUAUAUGUGGUGUAAAUGCAGAAUGUCUAGUAUACAAUCACGUGCCCAUGUGUAGUUGUCCCAACGGUAUGGUUGGAAAUGCAUUUGUGCAGUGUACUACGCUCCAAGAUACCGUAAACGAGAAUUCCUGUUCACCUUCGCCAUGUGGACCAAACAGUAUAUGUCGAGAGAUCAAUGGACAGCCAGUUUGUUCCUGCGUGGCAGGAUAUCUGGGUGCACCACCGACUUGCAGGCCAGAAUGUAUAGUCAGUACUGAUUGCCCCCUCUCAGAAGCUUGCAGUAACCAAAAAUGCGUAAAUCCUUGUCCUGGUUCGUGUGGAUUCAGAGCUCUCUGCAACGUCGUUAAUCACAAUCCCAUAUGCAAUUGUCCAUCGGACCUUACUGGUGAUCCGUUUGUUCAAUGUAUUCCACGACCACCAGAGCCCGUAAUGCCACGAAACCCAUGCGAACCCUCUCCGUGCGGACCCAAUUCUCAAUGUAGAGUCGUCAACGACGCACCCUCUUGUUCUUGUUCACCAGAAUUCAUAGGUGCUCCACCCAACUGCAGACCUGAAUGUGUCAGUAACAGUGAAUGUCCCAGUCAAUUGGCCUGUGUGAAUCAAAAAUGCAGAGACCCGUGUCCAGGAUCUUGUGGAGCUAACGCCGAAUGUCGUGUCGUCAGUCAUACACCUAUGUGUGUUUGCCCUAAUGAUUAUACUGGCGAUCCCUUCACGCAAUGUACACCUCGACCACCUGUCCCAGUGAAUAUUUCUCCGUGCACCCCAUCGCCGUGUGGUUUCAACGCGAUAUGCAAAGAACAAAACGGCGUAGGUUCGUGCAUAUGUUCGCCCGAUUAUAUUGGCAACCCCUACGAAGGAUGUCGCCCUGAAUGUGUCAUUGACACAGACUGUCCAUCAGCAUUAAGUUGCAUUCGCUCCAAAUGCCAAGAUCCCUGUCCAGGAACCUGCGGCACAAACGCAGAGUGCAGGGUUAUAAAUCAUCGUCCUGCUUGCACGUGUAUUCAAGGUUACAGUGGAAAUCCAUUCCAAUACUGCACCUUGAUGCGUGAAAUAGAAGAUGAUAUAUACAAGGAUCCGUGCAACCCUUCACCUUGUGGACCAAAUAGUCAAUGUCGCGUAGUAAAUGGUCAGGGGGUGUGCUCUUGUCUCCCAGAAUUCACUGGUGCACCACCCAUGUGUCGUCCUGAGUGUACUGUGAACUCAGAGUGUCCUCAAGAUCGCGCGUGUGUCAAUCGGAAAUGCGAGAAUCCGUGUCCAGCAUCUUGUGGCACGUUCGCUACUUGUGUAAUCCGAAAUCAUAGUCCAUUCUGUGCUUGCAGUGAAUCAUACACCGGAGAUCCCUUCACUCGAUGUUUCCCCGUUCCACAAGCAACUCCACCUACAGCGAUCGAAGUUUCACAACCCUGUCUGCCUUCUCCAUGUGGUCCAAAUUCAGAAUGUCGGGUAGUGAAUGGAGGACCAUCCUGUCAAUGUUUAUCAACUUAUAUCGGAAGCCCACCAAACUGUCGACCAGAAUGUACAAUGAAUUCCGAUUGUUCUCCCAAUCAGGCCUGCAUGAGAGAAAGAUGUAGGGACCCUUGUCCAGGUUCUUGUGGCAUCAAUGCUCAAUGCAUGGUUCUUAAUCAUGUUCCUAUUUGUUCGUGUUUCGAUGGAUAUACGGGAGAUCCCUUCAGCAGUUGCACUCUUGCCCCCGUUGAACCACCUGAACCAACUGUACUUGAUCCUUGUGCAUUGUCACCAUGUGGUCCUAAUGCACGUUGCGACAGUGGAAUCUGUACGUGUCUUCCAGAAUAUCAAGGAGAUCCUUAUAUGGGUUGUAGACCGGAAUGUGUACUAAACACAGAUUGCUCUCAAAAUCGAGCAUGCCUAAGAAACAAGUGUGUCGACCCUUGCCCCGGCACAUGUGGUCUAAAUGCAGAAUGUCGCGUGUAUAAUCACGUACCUAUGUGCAGUUGUGCUAGUGGAAUGAUUGGAAAUGCAUUUAUUCAAUGCACAGUACUCCAAGAUACCAUAAAAGGAAACCCAUGUUCACCUUCUCCGUGCGGACCAAACAGUGUUUGUAGAGAGAUCAAUGGUCAACCUGUCUGCUCCUGUGUAGUAGGAUUCUUAGGAGCACCACCAACUUGUAGACCAGAGUGCAUAGUUAGCUCCGACUGUCCCUUGACACAGGCUUGCAGCAAUCAGAAAUGUGUUGAUCCGUGUCUUGGUUCAUGCGGAUUCAGAGCCACCUGCAACGUUGUCAAUCAUAAUCCCAUAUGUAACUGUCCACCAGAUUUGACUGGUGAUCCGUUUGUUCAGUGUGUCCAACGACCACCUGAACCCGUAGUGCCGGAAAAUCCGUGCGAACCCACUCCGUGUGGUCCCAAUUCCCAAUGUAGAGUCAUCAGUGAUACUCCUUCUUGUUCCUGUCUAUCGGAAUUUGUAGGAGCACCGCCAAAUUGUAGACCUGAAUGCGUUAGUAAUAGCGAAUGUCCAAGUCGUCAAGCCUGUAUCAAUCAAAAAUGCAGAGAUCCUUGUCCUGGAUCGUGUGGAGCUAACGCGGAGUGCCGCGUUAUUAGUCAUACACCUAUGUGUGUUUGCCCUAACGACUAUACCGGUGACCCCUUCACUCAAUGUGUUUCUAGACCACCUGUCCCUGUCAGUCUAUCUCCAUGUAGUCCAUCACCAUGCGGUUUUAACGCAAUAUGCAAAGAACAGAACGGAGUUGGGUCGUGUUCUUGUUUGUCUGAUUAUAUUGGUAAUCCAUACGAAGGCUGUCGUCCCGAGUGUGUCGUCGAUACUGACUGUCCAUCCACAUUGAGCUGUAUACGAUCCAAAUGCCAAGAUCCUUGUCCAGGCACCUGUGGCACGAACGCGGAAUGUAAAGUCAUUAAUCACCGCCCUGCGUGCACUUGCAUUCAAGGUUUUAGUGGAAACCCUUUCCAAUCUUGCAUCCUGAUUCGUGGAAUAGAAGAUGAUAUAUACAAGGAUCCAUGUAACCCUUCGCCUUGUGGACCAAAUAGUCAAUGUCGCGUAGUAAACGGUCAAGGAGUUUGCUCCUGUCUGCCAGAAUUCACUGGUGCUCCUCCUAUGUGUCGUCCUGAAUGUACUGUGAACUCAGAGUGUCCUCAAGAUCGCGCGUGUAUUAAUCAAAAGUGCGUGAACCCAUGUCCAGCUUCUUGUGGCACGUUCACCACUUGUGUAGUGAGAAACCAUAGUCCAAUCUGCGCCUGCAGAGAAUCAUAUACCGGAGAUCCCUUCACUAGAUGUUUCCUCGUUCCACAAACUACGCCACCUACAGCAGUCGAAAUUUCACAACCUUGUUUGCCUUCCCCGUGUGGUCCAAAUUCGGAAUGUCGUGUAGUUAAUGGAGGUCCAUCGUGCCAAUGCCAACGAAAUUACAUCGGAAGCCCUCCAAAUUGUCGACCAGAGUGCACAAUAAACUCAGAUUGCUCGCCUAGUCAAGCUUGCAUGAGAGAAAGAUGCAGAGACCCUUGUCCAGGUUCUUGUGGUUCCAAUGCUCAAUGCACGGUGCUGAAUCACGUUCCUAUAUGUUCUUGCUUCAAUGGAUACACUGGAGAUCCUUUCAGCAAUUGUUAUCCCGCCCCUGUCAGACCAACUGAACCGACUGUUAUUGACCCAUGUGCAUUAUCACCAUGUGGUCCUAAUGCACGUUGCGACAGUGGAAUCUGUACGUGUCUUCCAGAAUAUAAAGGAGACCCUUAUAUCGGUUGUAGACCAGAGUGUGUAUUGAACACUGACUGCCCUCAGAAUCGUGCUUGCAUAAGAAAUAAAUGUGUUGAUCCUUGCCCUGGUACUUGUGGUCGAAACGCAGAAUGUCAGGUUUAUAAUCAUGUACCCAUGUGCAGUUGCCCCAGCGGGAUGGUGGGAAAUGCGUUCGUUCUGUGCACAGUCGCCGAAGAUACCAUGAGAGGAAACCCUUGUUCACCUACACCUUGUGGACCAAACAGUAUCUGUCGAGUGAUCAACGGACAAUCAGUCUGUUCCUGCGUAGCAGGAUUCCUGGGAGCACCACCAACUUGUAGACCAGAAUGUGUAGUCAGCUCCGAUUGUCCCUUGACACAAGCUUGUACCAAUCAGAAAUGUGUAAAUCCAUGUCCCGGUUCAUGUGGAUUCAGAGCCACCUGCAACGUUGUCAAUCAUAAUCCUAUAUGUAGUUGUCCACCUGAUUUAACAGGCGAUCCAUUUAUCAACUGUGUUUCACGACCACCCGAGCCUGUACUGUCACAAAAUCCAUGCGAACCCUCUCCAUGCGGACCCAAUUCAGAGUGUAGAGUCGUCAAUGAUGCUCCCUCUUGCUCCUGUUCACCGGACUUCAUAGGCAUCCCGCCAAAUUGUAGACCUGAAUGCGCCAGUAAUAGCGAAUGUCCCAGUCAGUUAGCCUGUAUCAAUCAAAAAUGCAGAGAUCCGUGUCCUGGAUCAUGUGGAGCUAACGCUGAGUGUCGCGUUGUCAGUCAUACUCCUAUGUGUGCCUGUCCUAGCGACUACACUGGUGAUCCCUUCACGCAAUGUACACCUAGACCACCUGUUCCUGUUAAUCUUUCCCCGUGUAGUCCAUCACCAUGUGGAUUCAAUGCUAUAUGCAAAGAACAGAACGGAGUAGGUUCUUGUUCCUGUUUGUCCGAUUAUAUUGGUAAUCCUUACGAAGGCUGUCGCCCUGAAUGCGUCAUUGACACGGACUGUCCAUCGACUUUGAGCUGUAUACGAUCCAAAUGCCAAGACCCUUGUCCAGGUACUUGUGGCACAAACGCAGAGUGCAAAGUUAUCAAUCAUCGCCCUGCGUGCACAUGUAUUCAAGGAUACAGUGGAAAUCCAUUCCAAUAUUGUACACUGAUUCGAGAAAUAGAAGACGAAAUGAAAUACAAGGAUCCAUGUAGUCCAUCUCCUUGCGGACCAAACAGUCAGUGUCGCGUAGUAAAUGGUCAAGGAGUUUGCUCUUGUCUGUCAGAAUUUACUGGCGCACCUCCAAUGUGUCGCCCCGAGUGUACUGUGAAUUCAGAAUGCCCUCAAGAUCGCGCGUGUGUUAAUAAGAAAUGCGUGAACCCAUGUCCAGCUUCGUGUGGUACUUUCGCCACCUGUGUGAUCAGGAACCACAGUCCAAUUUGUGCCUGUAGACCAUCGUAUACGGGAGAUCCUUUCACAAGAUGUUUCCCCGCGCCACAAGCCAUUCCACCUACAGCAGUUGAAAGCACACAACCUUGUUUGCCCUCUCCUUGUGGUCCAAAUUCAGAGUGUCGUGUUAUCAAUAAUGGCCCAUCCUGCCAGUGUCUAGCUACUUACGUUGGAAGUCCUCCAAAUUGUCGGCCAGAAUGUACAAUAAACUCAGACUGUUCUCCUAGUCAAGCUUGCAUGAGAGAAAGAUGCAGAGAUCCUUGUCCAGGUUCUUGUGGUACCAAUGCUCAAUGCACGGUUCUUAAUCAUGUUCCUAUAUGUUCCUGUUUCGAAGGAUAUACGGGAGAUCCUUUCAGCAGUUGCAGCCUUGUCCCUGUUAGACCAACUGAACCAACCAUAAUUGAUCCUUGUGCAUCAUCUCCUUGUGGUCCAAAUGCACGUUGCGACAAUGGAAUCUGUACAUGCCUUUCAGAAUAUCGGGGUGAUCCUUACGUAGCUUGUCGUCCGGAAUGUGUACUAAAUACAGAUUGUUCUCAGAAUAGGGCUUGUCUAAGAAACAAGUGCGUCGAUCCUUGUCCUGGAACAUGCGGCGUAAACGCAGAAUGUCUAGUAUACAAUCAUAUACCCAUGUGCAGUUGUCCUAGUGGAAUGGUUGGAAACGCGUUCGUUCAAUGUAACAUACUUCAAGAAACCGAGAAAGGAAACCCGUGUUCGCCGUCGCCUUGCGGGCCUAACAGUGUCUGUCGAGAGGUCAAUGAACAGGCAGUGUGUACCUGCGUAGCAGGAUUCCUAGGUAGUCCACCUACUUGCAGACCAGAGUGUACAGUCAGUUCUGACUGUCCUCUGACAGAAGCCUGUAACAAUCAAAAAUGUAUAAAUCCCUGUCCUGGUACUUGCGGAUUUAGAGCCACUUGCAACGUUGUGAACCACAAUCCUAUAUGUAGCUGUCCAUCUGAACUCACUGGCGAUCCAUUCGUUCAGUGUGUUCCACGACCAAUUGAACCCGUAGCACCACAAAAUCCAUGCGAACCUUCUCCAUGUGGUCCCAAUUCAGAGUGUAGAGUCGUCAAUGAUGCUCCCUCUUGUUCUUGUUCGCCAGAAUUCAUAGGUGCUCCACCCAAUUGUAGACCUGAAUGUGUCAGUAACAGUGAAUGUCCAAGUAACAUGGCUUGUGUGAAUCAGAAAUGUAGAGAUCCUUGUCCUGGAUCUUGCGGAGCUAAUGCUGAAUGUCGAGUUGUCAGUCAUACACCUACGUGCGUCUGUCCUAGCGAUUAUACGGGAGAUCCCUUUACUCAGUGCACAUCUAGGCCAUCGGUCCCGGUGAAUCUUUCCCCAUGUAGUCCAUCACCAUGCGGUUUUAACGCAAUAUGCAAAGAACAAAAUGGUGUAGGUUCAUGUACCUGUUUACCUGACUAUAUUGGUAAUCCUUACGAAGGAUGUCGUCCUGAAUGUGUGAUUGACACGGACUGUACAUCCACGUUCAGUUGUAUAAGAUCUAAAUGCCAAGAUCCAUGUCCUGGUACUUGUGGAAUAAACACUGAGUGCAGAGUUAUUAAUCACCGUCCUGUUUGCACAUGUAUUCAAGGUUACAGUGGAAAUCCAUUCCAAUAUUGUAUUCCUACUCCGAUAGAAGAUGAAACAAAAAAUAAGGAUCCGUGCAAUCCUUCACCUUGCGGACCAAAUAGUCAAUGUCGCGUUGUAAAUGGACAAGGUGUUUGCUCCUGUCUACCAGAAUUCACGGGUACACCUCCAAUGUGUCGUCCCGAGUGUACUCUAAAUUCAGAGUGCCCUCAGGAUCGCGCAUGUAUUAACCAAAAGUGUGUUAAUCCAUGUCCUGCUUCCUGCGGGACAUUCGCCAAUUGUGCAGUCAGGAAUCAUAGUCCAUUCUGCACCUGCAGAGAAUUAUACACUGGAGAUCCCUUCACUAGAUGCUUCCCUACUCCACAAUCAACACCACCUACAGCAAUUGAAGUUUCACAACCCUGCCUACCUUCCCCUUGCGGACCAAAUUCAGAAUGUCGCGUGGUCAAUGGAGGACCAUCCUGUCAAUGUCUACCUACUUACAUCGGUAGCCCUCCAAACUGUCGUCCAGAAUGUACAGUAAAUUCUGACUGUUCCCCUAGUCAAGCUUGUAUGAGAGGAAGAUGCAGAGACCCUUGUCCAGGUUCUUGUGGUUCCAAUGCUCAAUGUAUGGUGCUUAAUCACGUUCCAAUAUGCUCGUGUUUCGAAGGAUACACGGGAGAUCCUUUCAGCAAUUGCUAUUCUGCCCCGGUUAGACCAACUGAACCGACUGUCGUUGAUCCCUGUGCAUCAUCGCCUUGCGGCCCCAAUGCACGUUGCAACGAUGGAAUUUGUACAUGUUUACCAGAGUAUCAGGGAGAUCCGUACGUUGGUUGUCGACCAGAAUGCGUACUGAAUACUGAUUGUCUUCAGAAUAGAGCUUGUAUAAGAAAUAAGUGUGUUGACCCUUGCCCUGGCACAUGUGGUGUAAAUGCAGAAUGUCUAAUAUACAAUCACGUACCCAUGUGCAACUGUCCCAAUGGAAUGGUUGGAAAUGCGUUUGUUCAGUGCAAUAUCGUGGAAGAUGUUGAAAAGGAAAAUCCUUGCUCACCUUCGCCCUGUGGACCAAACAGUGUCUGUCGAGAAAUCAAUGGACAACCCGUCUGUUCCUGCGUAAUAGGAUUCCUGGGUACACCACCUUCUUGUAGACCAGAGUGUACAGUCAGCUCCGAUUGUCCUUUGACAGAAGCUUGUAACAAUCAGAAAUGUGUAAACCCCUGUCCUGGCUCAUGCGGAUUUAGAGCCACCUGCAAUGUUGUCAAUCACAAUCCUAUAUGCAGCUGUCCACCUGAUUUAACUGGUGACCCAUUCGUUCAGUGUGUUCCACAACCACCCGAGCCUGUAGUGCCGCAAAACCCAUGCGAACCCUCUCCAUGUGGACCCAAUGCAGAAUGCAGAGUCAUCAAUGAUGCACCCUCUUGCUCUUGUUCACCGGAAUUCAUAGGCACCCCACCCAAUUGCAGACCUGAAUGUGCCAGCAAUAGCGAAUGUCCCAGUAAGCAGGCCUGCAUGAAUCAGAAGUGCAGAGACCCUUGUCCUGGAUCCUGUGGGGCAAACGCUGAGUGUCGUGUUGUCAGUCAUACUCCCAUGUGUGUCUGUCCCAGCGACUAUACUGGAGACCCUUUCACUUUAUGUUCACCUAUACUACCUGUCCCUAUCAACGUGUCACCGUGCACCCCAUCGCCAUGCGGUUUCAACGCGAUGUGCAAAGAACAAAACGGUGUAGGCUCCUGUAUCUGUUUAGCCGAUUAUAUAGGCAAUCCCUACGAAGGUUGUCGUCCUGAAUGUGUCGUUGACACCGACUGUCCGUCCACGAUGAGCUGUAUACGCUCCAAAUGUCAAGACCCUUGUCCAGGCACUUGUGGUACAAACGCAGAGUGCAAAGUUAUCAAUCAUCGUCCUGCUUGCACAUGUAUUCAACGUUACAGUGGAAAUCCCUUCCAAUAUUGUACUUUGAUACGUGAAAUAGAAGAUGAUACAACGUACAAAGAUCCAUGCAACCCUUCAUCUUGCGGACCGAACAGUCAGUGUCGCGUAGUAAAUGGUCAAGGAGUUUGUUCAUGUUUGCCAGAAUACACAGGCACACCUCCCAUGUGUCGCCCGGAAUGUGUUCUAAACUCAGAAUGUCCACCAAAUCGCGCGUGCGUUAACCAGAAAUGUGUGGACCCGUGUCCUUCUUCCUGUGGAACAUUCGCCACUUGUGUGGUUAGGAAUCACAGCCCAAUUUGUGCAUGUAGAGAGUUAUAUACCGGAGAUCCUUUCACCAGGUGUUUCCCUGUUCCACAGCCAACACCACCUACAGCAGUCGAUGUUUCACAGCCCUGUCUGCCUUCUCCGUGCGGUGUAAAUUCAGAAUGUCGCGUAAUCAAUGGAGGUCCAUCUUGUCAAUGCUUGCCAAAUUACAUCGGAAGCCCUCCAAAUUGUCGCCCAGAGUGUACAGUAAAUUCUGAUUGUUCCCCCAGUCAGGCUUGUAUGGGAGAAAAGUGCAGAGAUCCUUGUCCAGGUUCCUGCGGCUUCAAUGCCCAGUGUAGAGUAUUUAAUCACGUUCCUAUGUGUUCCUGUAUCCAAGGGUACACUGGCGAUCCUUUCAGUCAAUGCAAUCAAUUAAUCAGUCCUCCUGAACCAUCGGAGAUAGAUUUGUGUAAUCCAUCUCCCUGUGGACCAAAUGCUAUAUGCGACAAUGGAAUUUGCUCUUGCAUGCCUGAUUACUACGGAGAUUCCAAUAUCGGUUGUCGACCAGAGUGUGUACUUAACAACGAUUGUCCUCGAAACAGAGCUUGCGUGAAGAAUAAGUGCGAAGAUCCUUGCGUCGGUGCAUGUGCCACUGAUGCAAUGUGCGAGGUGGUUAAUCAUGUUCCAAUGUGCAGUUGUCCUACUGGAUUCGAAGGAAAUGCCUUUGCAUUCUGCCGUCCAGCUAUAGCCGAACUUCCAUCUAAUCCAUGCAGUCCAUCACCUUGCGGUCCUAAUAGUCAAUGUCGAGCGAAGAAUGGCCAAGCAAUUUGUAGUUGCGUACCAGGCUACCUAGGAAACCCACCAAUCUGUCGUCCAGAAUGUGUGGUCAGCUCUGAUUGUCCACCAAAUGAGAGUUGUAGUAAUCAGAAGUGUAUAAAUCCAUGUGUGGGCACUUGCGGCUUGGCAGCUCGUUGCACUGUCGCGAAUCGUAAUCCCAUUUGUCACUGUCCUGAGGGAUUCACGGGAGAUCCUUUCGUUAGGUGUACUCCACUUCCACAAGCUCCACCAGAACCGAUAAACGUUUGCCAGCCAUCACCAUGUGGACCCAACGCUCAAUGUCAGAUAUCAGGGAACUCACCUUCCUGUAGUUGUCUACCUGAAUUUAUCGGUUCACCACCAUAUUGCAAGCCAGAGUGCAUCAGUAACAGUGAAUGUCCCACGAAUUUGGCCUGCAUAAACCAAAAAUGUCGCGAUCCUUGUCCCGGUUCCUGUGGUGCCAAUGCAGAGUGCAGAAUAAUUAGUCACACACCUAUGUGCGUUUGCUCUCCUGGUUUCGUUGGUGAUCCAUUUGUACAGUGUAUUCCAAAGCUAGUCGCCCAGAGUCCAGUAGAGAAAUUCACCCCGUGUGUACCAUCUCCCUGUGGGUCUAAUGCAGUGUGCAACGAACAAAAUGGUGCAGCGUCUUGUAAAUGCAUUGCUGAUUAUAUCGGAAAUCCUUAUGAAGGCUGUCGACCAGAGUGUGUCAUUAAUUCCGAUUGUUCAGCUAAUCAAGCUUGCAUUAGGUCUAAAUGUCAGAAUCCUUGCCCAGGAUUCUGUGGAUAUAACGCUGUUUGUCAAAUUGUUAAUCAUACUCCACUGUGUACUUGUCAGUCUGGAUACACUGGAGACCCGUUCGUUCAAUGUAGCGUUAUUCAAGCUCCACCGGAACCAGCUGAUCCUUGCAGUCCAUCUCCUUGCGGUCUAAACAGUCAGUGUCGUGCAUCCAAUGGACAAGCUAUUUGUUCAUGUUCACCCACAUUUUUGGGAUCUCCACCAAUGUGCAGACCAGAAUGUACAAUCAGCACAGACUGCACAACGAACCGUGCUUGUAAAAAUCGUAAAUGCGUCGAUCCUUGUCCUGGAAUUUGUGGCAUAAAUGCUAGAUGCGAGGCCAUUAAUCACAGUCCCAUUUGUAGCUGUAAUGUAGGAUACACGGGCGAUCCUUUCGUUAGAUGUUUCAAAGUUACAAUGGUAUCAGAACCAGUGAAUCCUUGCGUUCCUUCACCCUGUGGCCCGUUCUCCGUGUGUCGUGUCGUUGGAAACGCGAACCUACCAAGCUGUACCUGUAUGGAUGAUUACACAGGAACUCCACCAAACUGUCGACCACAAUGUACUAUCGAUUCAGAAUGUGCCAGUAACCGAGCUUGUCUAAGGCAAAAGUGUACAGAUCCUUGUCCAGGCUCCUGUGGUACUGGGGCAGAGUGUCUAGUAGUAAACCAUAUGGCUGUGUGCACUUGUCCCCAAGGAUUCACAGGCGACCCAUUUGCCAAUUGCUUCCUAGAAUCUCCUCCUUCACCACCAGCACCCCAAGACGCCUGCAACCCUUCACCAUGCGGAUCAAACGCACUCUGUCGCGAUGGUAUAUGCACUUGUCUGCCAGAAUAUCGCGGUGAUCCAUAUUACGGAUGUCGACCGGAAUGUGUUCAGAACCCAGACUGUCCUCUCGAUAGAGCUUGCAAUCGUAACAAGUGUUUCGAUCCUUGUACUGGUGUGUGUGGACGAAAUGCCGAGUGUGUGGUGAUAAACCACACUCCCAUGUGCAGUUGUCCCGAUGGCAUGUCAGGAAAUGCGUUCACAGCCUGUUUCCCAGUAAAAGACCCAGAAAUAUUACAACCCUGCAACCCGUCACCCUGUGGUCCAAACAGUAGGUGUCAAGACAUCAGUGGACAGGCAGUCUGUUCCUGUGUCCCUGGUUACAUAGGAAACCCUCCAGCUUGUCGACCUGAAUGUAUCGUUAACAGCGACUGUCCAUUGAACGAAGCAUGCGUGAACCUCAAGUGUAGAGACCCGUGUCCUGGAUCCUGUGGAGUGACAGCUAGGUGUCAGGUGGUCAAUCAUAAUCCUAUUUGCAGCUGCCCUCCGGCAUUCACUGGCGAUCCCUUCGUACGUUGCUUACCUAAAUCUGAAGAACCCGUGCAACCAACCAAUCCCUGUCAGCCAUCACCGUGUGGUCCGAACGCAAUUUGUCAAGUGAUCAAUAACUCCCCAUCGUGUUCCUGUCAACCAGAAUUCAUUGGCACUCCUCCAAAUUGCAAGCCAGAGUGUAUCAGUAAUAGCGAGUGCAGUAGUCACUUGGCGUGUAUCGAACGUAAAUGCAGAGAUCCUUGCGCUGGUUCUUGUGGUUCGAACGCGGAAUGUCACGUUGUGAAUCACGUGCCGUCGUGCAUUUGCGCGAAAGACUUUACGGGAGAUCCGUUCGUUCAGUGCAUCGCUAGACAACCGGAAACAACAAUCGCACCUAGACCCUGUCAACCUUCUCCAUGUGGAGCAAAUGCUAUUUGUCGCGAACAAAAUGGUCUUAGCUCUUGCACGUGCUCACCCGAGUAUAUUGGCAAUCCUUACGAAGGUUGUCGACCAGAGUGCACUCGAUCGUCAGAUUGUCCCUCUCAUUUAGCUUGUAUCAGAUCCAAAUGUCAAAAUCCUUGUCCUGGUAUUUGUGGCUCCAAUACCAAUUGUCAAGUCGUGAACAAUCUACCAGUGUGCAGUUGCAUCCCACAAUACACUGGCGAUCCAUACGUGAAUUGCGUAUACAGAGUUCUCACGAUUGAAGAGGACCGAGAUGUAUGUCGACCAUCACCUUGCGGCCCGAAUAGUCAAUGUCAGAAUGUAAAUGAUCAGGCAGUGUGCUCUUGCCUGCCUCAAUACGUAGGAACUCCACCAAACUGUAGACCAGAAUGUGUCGUAAAUUCGGAAUGUAACUCGAAUCUCGCGUGUAUUAAUCAGAAGUGUAAAGAUCCUUGCCCUGGUACCUGUGGUCGCAAUGCACAGUGCAAGGUUGUCCAUCAUAGUCCAAUUUGUAGCUGUGGAAGCGAUUCGACAGGAGAUCCGUUCGUCUAUUGUUUCCCUGCUCCAAUGCCAAAACCAGAAGAACAAUACCCAAAAGAUCCGUGCGUUCCAUCCCCCUGUGGUCCAAACGCGAUGUGCAAAGCUCUUGGAGAGACUCCAGUCUGCACUUGCAUGAAUAAUUACAUCGGAAUGCCACCAAAUUGUCGAGCACAGUGUUCCAUCAAUUCAGAUUGUCCAGCAAAUGAAGCUUGCAUUGGAGAUAAGUGUAGAGAUCCUUGUCCAGGAUCUUGUGGCGUGAACGCACGUUGUACAGUGGUGAAUCAUACACCAACUUGUACUUGUUCCGAAGGAUUCACCGGUGAUUCUUUCAUCAUCUGUUUGCCAAUUCCUUCGCCAAUGAUCCCAGAAUCCCCAACAGACCCAUGCAACCCGUCACCUUGUGGACCAAACGCACAGUGCAACGAUGGCUUAUGCACUUGCGUGUCUGGUUAUCUAGGCGAUCCAUAUACCAUUUGUCGCCCUGAAUGCGUUAUCAACACCGAUUGCUCCCGAAACGAAGCUUGUCUAUUGCAGAAAUGCAGAAAUCCCUGUAUAGGAACUUGUGGAACAAAUGCAGAAUGCAACGUGAUCAAUCAUCUACCCAUGUGCAGUUGCCCUAGGAACAUGACAGGCAACGCUUUCGUUUCGUGUAGUCCUGUCCAAGAAACCAGCAUGGUUGAUCCGUGCAACCCAUCACCCUGUGGUCCAAACAGUCAUUGUCGUUCCUUCAAUGGUCAAGCUGUCUGCAGUUGCGUUACUGGAUUCAAAGGAUCACCACCAUUCUGUAGACCGGAGUGUGUCGUUAGCACCGAUUGUCCACGUAACAGAGCCUGCAGUAAUCAGAAAUGCAUCGAUCCUUGUCUCGGUGCUUGUGGACUAUCUGCCCAAUGCACCGUGAUCAAUCAUAAUCCUGUAUGUAGCUGUUUCGAACAGUACACAGGAGAUCCAUUUGUUCAGUGUAUCCCGAAAACAAAAGAGCCAGACGUCCCGAUAAAUCCUUGUCAGCCAUCACCUUGCGGUCCAAACGCUCAAUGCCAAGUGAUCAACAAUGCACCCUCGUGUUCUUGUCUGCCCGAAUACGUAGGAAUCCCACCAUACUGCAAACCCGAGUGCCUUAGUAAUACAGAAUGUCCAACGCAGCAAGCUUGCAUCAAUCAGAAAUGCAUAGAUCCUUGUCCUGGCUCUUGUGGAAGGAACACAGAGUGCAGGACUAUUAGUCAUACCCCAAUGUGCACUUGUGCAAGCAAUUUCACUGGAAAUCCGUUCGUGCAAUGCACACCCCAACCAAUCGAAGAUACAAUACCGCAAAAACUCAACCCCUGUCAGCCAUCUCCCUGUGGUCCAAAUGCCAUUUGUCGCGAAUCAUAUGGUACAGUUCAGUGCACUUGUUUACCGGACUUCUACGGAAAUCCAUACGAAAAUUGUAGACCAGAAUGUAUUAUAAAUACCGACUGUCCAUUCAAUCGAGAUUGUGUAAGAAACAAAUGUCAAGAUCCCUGUCCAGGAACCUGCGGCCUUAACGCAGAUUGCCAAGUGGUCAAUCACAUUCCAAUCUGCAGUUGUAGUUCAGGUUACACCGGUGAUCCGUUCAGAUUUUGCAACGUACUCAAACAACCUACUGCACCAAGUGCGACAAAUCCGUGCGAACCUUCACCCUGCGGGCCAAAUAGUAGAUGUCGCGAUGUGAAUGGUCAAGCCAUUUGCUCUUGCCUUCCUGAUUUCAAAGGCACAUCUCCGAGAUGCAGACCAGAGUGUGUAGUUAGUACAGAAUGUGCUAGCAAUAGAGCUUGUGUGAAUCAGAAAUGCGUUGAUCCCUGCCCGGGAGUUUGUGGAAUAAACGCGAGAUGCGAGGUCUUCCAUCAUAGUCCCAUUUGUAGCUGCGAUGCUCGUCAGACGGGAGAUCCGUUCGUAAAAUGCUUUGACAUGACCACACCAAGUCCACCUGUGCCCGUAAAUCCGUGCGUUCCAUCACCCUGUGGCCCGUUCUCUCAAUGCCAAAACAUAGGAGGCAUUCCAUCAUGUUCCUGUUUGCCCAAUUAUGUUGGUUCAGCUCCUAACUGUCGACCAGAAUGUUCAAUUAAUUCAGACUGUACCAGUGAUAAGGCUUGCAUCAGAGAAAAGUGUAGAGACCCAUGUCCAGGAUCCUGUGGAACGAACGCAUAUUGCAAUGUGGUUAAUCACACACCUAUUUGCACUUGUCCUAGAGAUUACACCGGAGAUCCCUUCACCAGUUGUCGUCCAAUGCCCACACCUGUCCUGCCAGUCCUAUCAGACCCAUGCAACCCAUCGCCCUGUGGACCAAACACUCUUUGUCGAAAUGGCGUGUGCAGCUGCAUAAACGAAUAUCGUGGUGAUCCCUACCAAGGUUGUCGACCGGAAUGUGUUCAGAAUUCAGACUGCACUUUCGAUAAAGCUUGUUCCAACAAUAAGUGUGUGGACCCUUGUAUUGGAAUCUGUGGACAGAACGCCGAGUGCGUUGUAGUUAACCAUAUUCCCACUUGUAGUUGCGUGGAGAAUUACGAAGGAGAUUCAUUUACCCUGUGUAAACCAAUUCAAAAACGUGUGAAACCCUGUGAACCCUCGCCCUGUGGACCCAACAGCGUUUGCCGCGAAUUUGGCGAGCAAGCUUCUUGUUCCUGUCUCCCUGGAUACUUUGGAACUCCACUCAGCUGUAGACCCGAAUGUUUGGUGAAUUCUGACUGCGAACAGAGUAGAGCUUGCGUGAACGAACGCUGCCAAAACCCGUGUGAAAACGUUUGUGGUCAAGGAGCGUUGUGUAACGUGAGAAAUCAUAAUCCCAUUUGCAGUUGCCCCGCACAGUAUUCCGGUGACCCGUUCGUCAGCUGUUUCCCCAUGAAAACGCAAGAAGAACCUAGCCAGGACCCAUGCAAACCCUCGCCGUGUGGACCAAACUCCCAAUGCACCGUGUCACCAGAUAAUAAAGCCUCCUGUGCCUGUAUGCCUGAAUUUAUAGGCGCUCCUCCCAAUUGUAGGCCAGAAUGUCUCGUGAACAGCGAAUGUCCCAGCAAUCAAGCUUGCGUUAGACAGAAGUGUAUCGAUCCUUGUACAGGACUCUGCGGCUCUAACGCUCUCUGCCAAGUUACCCUGCAUUACAUCCGUUGUGUGUGUCCCGAGGGAUACACCGGAGACCCGUUCACUGUUUGUUCCGUGGCCAAGACAACUCCAGAACCACCAACAACACUUUCGAGACCGUGCAGUCCUUCACCGUGUGGAGUUAACGCAUAUUGCAGAGAGAGAGACAACACCGCGUAUUGCGAGUGUCUGCCAGAUUUCAGAGGAAACCCGUACGAAAGCUGUCAACCAGAGUGUUUGGUAAACACCGAUUGUCCGAAAUCGCAGGCUUGUAUCAGGACCAAGUGUCAGGAUCCUUGUCCUGGUACCUGUGGAGUUGGAGCCAUCUGUACCGUGUCUAAUCACAUUCCUAUUUGCUCGUGUCCGGCACCUACUAUUGGAAACGCGUUCACUAUUUGUCAAGCUGCUUCUGAAGUACCGAGAGAAAAAGAUCCUUGUUCUCCAUCUCCAUGUGGGCCCAAUACUAUCUGCGAAAAGAUCGGCAACACUGCAGUCUGUAAAUGUCUACCUGAUCUUCAAGGAGUUCCUUCGAGCAUCACAGGUUGUCAUCCAGAGUGUGUGAUUAGUUCUGACUGUCCAGGAGACAAGGCUUGCAUCGGCAAUAAAUGCAUAAAUCCUUGCACGCAAAAUGUGUGUGGUAUCAAGGCUACAUGUCAAGCUAUCAACCAUAGUCCUCUCUGCAGCUGCGCAUCUCCGUUAAUUGGAAAUCCGUUUGAAGAAUGUUACACCAAAAUUGAAACCGAUCCUUGCAAUCCAUCUCCGUGUAGUUAUAAUGGCGAAUGCAAAGUGAGAAACGGCAUUGCAAUAUGCAUCUAUCCAGAAUGUGUUAUUAACUCUGACUGUCCACGAGAUAAGGCUUGCUUCGCACAAAAAUGCAGAGACCCAUGCAUUGGUGCCUGUGGAAUUAAUUCGCUGUGUCAGACGGUGAACCACAAGCCUGUCUGCUCGUGUCCGUCUGGAUUCACUGGCAACGCUCGCAUACAGUGCACGGUUCCAACGAUUGAAGAGCCAAUUCCAGAAUGUACUCAAAACUCUGAGUGUUCGAAUGACAAAACCUGCUACAAUCAAAGAUGUGUCGAUCCUUGCACACUGGACUCCUGUGGCUUUAACAGUCGUUGCCACGUGCAAAUGCAUCGUGCUGUCUGUGUCUGCAACGAAGGUUUCACUGGCAAUCCUCAACAAUAUUGUGGCGAAAUUGGUUGCCGUGGCGAUAGUGACUGUCCACUGACUCAGUCAUGCAUCAACAACGAGUGCAUAGACGCCUGCUGUGUGACACAGUGCGGUAUCAAUGCAUUCUGUAAAUCAGACGGAUAUCACAGACCAAGAUGCUAUUGUCCUGAUGGAUACAUAGGAAAUCCGUAUCAAGCAUGUGAAAGACCAGAGUGCAUCAGUGACAACGACUGUUCAUCAUCUUUAGCUUGUCAUGAUUCAAGAUGCGUAAAUCCUUGCGACUGUCCACCAUCAGCGCAGUGUUUCGUGAUUAAUCAUCGUCCUAUUUGUCGAUGCCCUCCGGGUUACGUGGGUAAUCCAUACACCUCGUGUCUAAUGGAACCAAUCGAACAACAGCCACAGUGUCAAGUAGAUGGAGACUGUCCCAGCAAACUGGGUUGCUUCAAUGGCGUUUGCAAAGAUCCAUGUACUGAAACUAAACCUUGCAUCGCUGGCGCGAAGUGUACUGUCGUCGAUACUUUACCAAUGAGGACCAUGGUCUGCGAGUGUUUGCAAAACUUUGCUGGCGAUGCAACUGUCGCUUGUAUCCCUGUGGACAAGAAAAUCGAGGCUGUCUGUAAAUCCGACUCUCAAUGUUUGUCAAAUAUGGCCUGUCUAAAUGAAAAGUGCAUCAAUCCGUGCAUUAUCAAUCCAUGCGCGCCAAAUGCGGAAUGCUCUGUCGAAAAUCAUCAUCUACAGUGUCAUUGCUCGCGUGGCAAUACUGGCAAUCCAUUUGUAAACUGUUAUAGAGAUACUGACUCGUUCCCAGAGUGUACAUCAAACGUAGAUUGUGCGACCAACGAGGCUUGCAUCAACCAACUAUGUCAGAAUCCAUGUGUCAGCACGCAAUGUGGUCUAAACGCGGAGUGUAUCACUGUCAAUCAUCAUCCGACUUGUCACUGUCAACAGAACUUUGCAGGAGAUCCUCAAGUCCAAUGUUUCAGACCUGAAUGCAAAUCGGACAACGAUUGUCCCUACGAUAAGACCUGUCGAAACAACAACUGUGUCACCCCUUGCCUGGUUGAAGACGUUGCGUGUGGUCGUGGAGCAGAAUGCAUCGCAGCCUCGCACAGAGCACAGUGUGUCUGUCCACGAGGUACCCAAGGUGAUCCAAAGAUCGCCUGCAUCUCCACAGUGUGUCAUUACAACGAAGAUUGUGCGGAUCACGAAGCCUGCGACAGGUUGAACAGAGUCUGUCGUCCAGUUUGCGAGGAAGAUACUUGCGCGGACACUGCGAAAUGCAUCGCAAGAGAUCAUCAACCUAAGUGCACUUGUCCUCUGGGAACCACUGGAAAUCCAUAUGUUGAGUGUAGUGGUAUACCAAUCGAACCAGAGUGCAGGGAAGACAGCGAAUGUCCAGCAUACUUCGCGUGCUUCAACUCAAAAUGCCAAGAUCCUUGCUUAUCCUCCAACAUGUGCUCUGGUGAACAAGAGUGCAAAGUAUUGAACACGGUGCCUCUUCGUACGAUGAUAUGCACUUGUCCUCCAAACACCAUUACCGAUAUAAAUGGGCUGUGCAAAAAAAUCGCUGUGCAAUGUCAUCAAGAUCAAGACUGCAACGAUUCUGACAAGUGUGUGGGUGGAACUUGCAUUGAAGCUUGUCUCACCACUCAGUGUGGAUUGAAUGCUCAAUGCGUGGCAACUGGAAUCUGUCAAUGUGCCUCUGGAUUUACUGGCAAUCCUUAUAUCGAGUGUGGUAGACUUCCAGCACUGUUGCCACCAGAUCGCCCAGAAUGCUACACUAACAGCGAAUGUUCCAAUGAUAAACAGUGCAUAAAUUCCUUCUGCGUGAAUCCUUGCGUUGUCGGGGAUCCGUGCGGUAGAAAUGCAUUGUGUCACGUAAAUAAUCACAGCCCAAUCUGCAGAUGUCCUGUGAACUAUAUUGGUGACCCAAGAAUCAAUUGUGCCCCACCGGGAAUUGUAGCCGAAUGUACUUCGAACAGCGAUUGCGCGGGUAACGCUGCCUGCGUGAACAACUUGUGCAUUAAUCCUUGCAAUUGUGGUUCAAACGCCAAGUGCAAUGUCGUUGAUCAUUAUCCAUGUUGCGUUUGUCCGCCUGGUUAUUCCGGAAAUCCUCAAUUAGGUUGCUUCAAAUUGGACUGUGAAUCGGAUAGCGAAUGCAACAACGCAGCCACGUGCUACAACGGCCAGUGUGUGAAUCCUUGUAUCCUGGAGAACAAGUGUGCGAUAAACGCGGAAUGUUACGGCCAAAACCACCGUGCCAUUUGUCGUUGCGGUCCAGGCUAUCUAGGCAAUCCAGAAGUGCACUGUGAAAGAGUAGAGUGCAGUGCUGAUCAUGAUUGUCCUAGAAAUUUGGCCUGCUACAGUGGACGUUGCGUUAGUCCAUGCUUAGAAGAGUCACCGUGUGCUCAGAACGCAAUUUGUUACGUCCAGGAUCACAAAGCCACCUGUCGUUGUCCAGAAAAUAUUCCCGCUGGAAAUCCAUAUUCCUAUUGCACGCACGUUCCCACGACAGAAUUCGACGAGCCGGAAUGCAGAAUCGACAUUGAUUGCGCUGACAAACUGGUGUGCAUUAAAAAUAAGUGUAUCGAUCCUUGUCCAGUGAUCAAACCAUGUCUACAGAAUGCACGUUGCAACGUUUUGGACACUGUUCCGGUGAGAACCAUGACGUGCACGUGUCCUGAGGGCUGGACCACUGAUAUUGAUGGCAUUUGUAGACCAAUCCAAAUAGCGAUAAUCGGCACCUGUACGACGAACGACGAGUGCAGCGACGCAGAAGCUUGCAUCAACAGGCAAUGCAGAAAUCCGUGCAACUGCGGUACCAACGCCGCGUGUAACGUACGAAACCACAAACCGAUCUGUUCCUGCGACGAAGGCUACCAAGGCAACCCAGACAUCGCUUGCUACUCCGUGGAAUGCACACGCGACAGCGAAUGUGCCUUAGACAAGAGUUGCGUGAACAACAACUGCGUGAAUCCUUGUCUAAUCACCGAUAACUGCGGAGUAAACGCGGAAUGCUUCCCCAACAACCACAAAGUCGACUGUCGAUGUCGCAAGGGCUAUUAUGGAAAUCCUUUGGAUCGUUGCAGAGUGAUCGGUUGCUACAGCAAUGGCGAUUGUCCAGGAGACUAUUCCUGCAUCAACAUGCAGUGUAUCAAUCCUUGCGUUCACAGCAAUCCUUGCUCGUCACGAGCUGAAUGCAGAGUCUUCAAUCAUCUACCAAUAUGUCGUUGUCCAGCUUAUCACACUGGCAAUCCUUACAUUGCUUGUAAACUAGAGGAGAGGCCAGAGUGUACAGAGGACAGUGAUUGUCCUAAUUUGUUGGCCUGCUUCGAUAACAAGUGUCAGAAUCCUUGCACUGUUGUGCAACCUUGCAGCGAACCAUCUGAAUGCAAGGUUCUUCCAACGUAUCCAGUACGCACGAUGGUUUGCGUCUGUCCCAGUGGAUACGUGAGCAGUGGCAGCGGAACUUGUAGACCGACGAAACCGAUCGUCGAGGUAGAAUGUACCAGAGACAGCGAUUGUCCUUCGGAGAAGUCUUGUAUUAACGCGGUGUGCAAGAAUCCUUGCGCCUGCGGUCCCAAUGCGGAAUGCAGUGUCGCAAAUCAUAAGCCGAUCUGCUCAUGCGUUUUGGGAUACGACGGUAAUCCCGAUUUGGCUUGCACUAAAGUCGCCGGAUGUCGCACAGACGGUGAUUGCAGUGGAUCACACGCGUGUGUUCAGCACAACUGUGUUCCAGUGUGUUCUCCGUUGUUGUCCACCUGCGGAAAAGGCGCCGUAUGCAAUGGCAUUAAUCAUAAAGCGAUCUGUGAAUGUCCACCAGGAUACGGAGGCAAUGCAAGAGUCUCUUGCGUCCUCCUUGGUUGCAAGAGUAAUUCUGAUUGUCCUACGAAUAAAGCUUGUAUCAACGAUCGCUGCGAGAAUCCUUGCGCGGUGAAUCCUUGCACCGGAAACAUGGAUUGCAACGUCUAUAACCACGUAGUUGAGUGUGCUUGUCCACCUGGUUACAUUGGGGACACUAAAUUGGGAUGUACCAAACUAACGGAGAAAUGCAAAGCGGAUAACGAAUGUCCAUCUCAGACUGCCUGUUUCAACGGCGAGUGCAUCAAUCCUUGCGUGAAGAUCGAACCUUGUGGAAUAAAUGCAGAUUGCAAAGUGCUCGACACAUCUCCUGUAAGGACCAUGAUUUGUGAAUGCAUUCCUGGAUACAGAGGAAACGCAGUUGUCCGCUGUGACAAAACUAAUGUAUGUCCAGUAGAGAAGGGUCAAAUUCUCGACGAGUAUGGCAAUUGUGUCUGUCCACCUGGAUCAGCUAGGGACGAGACAGAAGUGUGUAUACCGUGUAGGAAACAAUCUGGAAUGAUUAUCAAUGAUGAAGGAUACUGUGUAUGUGCCUUGGAGAACGGUAUGAUCAUCGAUGAAUAUGGUCGCUGCGUAUGUCCAACUCAACAUGGAUACAGGCUGGACGCGAAUGGAUACUGCAAAUUAGUUGAUAUAAUCGAGUGCAAACACGACGACGAUUGUGCGGAUAACAGAUUCUGCGAUAAGACGAGUCAGACAUGCGAAGAUCCUUGUUCAACUCAAUUGUGUGGCCUAUAUGCGCUCUGCAAUGCUACUCGUCAUCAAGCCAUUUGCAUAUGUAUCAAUGGAUAUAUUGGAAAUGCUUAUACUCAAUGCUAUGACAAAAAUCGGUGGCGAACCGAUUUCCCUAGACCAGAGAUGGUUGUCAGUUGUUUGUCAGAUGGAGUGCAAGUUGAAAUACACCUUCACGAUCAGGAAUUUGACGGGGUCCUGUAUGUGAAAGGGCACAGCAAAGAUGAACAGUGCAGAAGGGUUGUCUCCAUUCCAGCAGAAACUAUGCACAAAACCGAGAUAUUCAAGGUGGCGUUUGGAAAUUGCGGACUGAUACAUGUAAACGGACAAGCAAGCUUCGUACUGGUCAUACAAAAGCAUCCAAAAUUAAUGACAUAUAAGACUCAAGCGUACCAUAUUAAAUGCAUAUAUCAAACUGGAGAACAAAAUGUCACCCUCGGUUUCAACGUCUCGAUGUUAACUACAGCUGGUACCAUUGCCAAUACUGGCCCUCCACCAGUCUGUCUAAUGAAGAUCGUUACUCAAAACGGAAAUGAAAUAAACUCUGCCGAAAUUGGAGAUAAUUUGAUGUUGCAAGUCGAAGUUCAGCCUUCCACUAUUUACGGUGGAUUUGCCCGAAAUUGCGUGGCUAAAACGAUGGAAGACAACUUGGAGAAUGAGUACAUUGUAACAGAUGAAAACGGCUGCGCGACAGAUCCGACGAUAUUCGGGGAAUGGGAACAGAAUCCUGAAACUCAAACGUUAAUGGCCAGCUUUAAUGCCUUCAAAUUCCCAAGUAGCGACAAUAUUCGAUUCCAGUGCAAUAUCCGUGUGUGCUUUGGACGCUGUCAACCCGUCAAUUGUCGAGGAUACAACGCUUUCGGUCGUCGCCGUCGAGAUGUGAGUUCCGAGACAAAUGAUACGUCCUUAAGUGUCACGGACAACUUCGAAGGGCAACUUCGAGAAGAAAUAACGAUCCAGUCGAAUCUUAUAUUCACUCUGGAGAGGAGAGAAGAAAGGUUCACAGCAGAUCCAGCUGAAAUUACUUCAGCUCAGAAAGUGGAAGACAUUUGCGUUUCUAUGGUCGGCUUUGUGAUAGCACUAGUAAUUACAGCACUCUUGGCACUAGUCGCUGUAGCUAUUGCUGUAUCGUGCUGGCUAAUGGCGUAUCGUCGUCAGCCAAAGACUGCUGGACCACUGCCACACCCACCAGAGUUCCCAAAUCCAUUGUUCACUACCGAAUCUGUAGCUGAACCAUCUCCUGAUUAUCACCUAUCGUAAUUACUCUAGGAUAAUUAUUUUAUAACGUAAUUUUUUAAUUCUCAACGAAAUGCAGUACAGACCAUAUUACUUUUUUCUUUUUCUUCUUGAUGGUCGGUCAUGUAUUUCUUUUAACGACUCCUCCAGUGACUAGACUCUAUCCUCUCGAGGGUUCAUACCGAGCGUAUUACACGUUCAACCGAUACAUACGAGUACCCUGAAUAUAUAUAAAUAGUUAGAUAGAAACGGAACGUGUAGAACGAGAGAAAAACGUUUACUAUUUAUGGUGAUGGUUUGCUUCCAUUAUCUACACAAUUUGAUAGAACUCUGUCUUCCGUCGUAUCCUCUUGUCUGUAACUUUACUCUCCUCUUCCUGUAGUCACUGGAGGAUUUGUCAAGCGUAACACAGCGAAUUUAAUUCCCGUGUAAAGUCGAACGAAUUAGUCUAAUAUAGCUUUCUUACUUCGUGCGUAAGUAACUGUACAUUUUAUCUAAUAAAAUGCUAAUGUAAUAUUUUUAAAA
This is a messenger RNA of Frieseomelitta varia, 48108 nucleotides long. RefSeq lists its product as uncharacterized. Lineage: Eukaryota; Metazoa; Arthropoda; Insecta; Hymenoptera; Apidae. The coding region runs from base 196 to 47607 and encodes 15803 amino acids. The record is from RefSeq and is a predicted model, not a curated record. Gene Ontology annotation, molecular function: calcium ion binding. The transcript is spliced from 140 exons.